Molecule: messenger RNA, 50587 nt
Organism: Lymnaea stagnalis (great pond snail)
Lineage: Eukaryota; Metazoa; Mollusca; Gastropoda; Lymnaeidae
Source: the annotation of a GenBank genome assembly
GGUAGGGGUGGAAGCCAGCUUGGCCAGUCUGCGACAUUUUAUUUCUCGUCUUAAUUUGUCUUCUUUGGACGGUGUCCAGCAUGACUUGACUCACCCGCGUGCAUUUCUCCCCUCUUUCGCCCACGUUCAUCCAGAUGUGUGUGAGUUAACAUCCGUUCAAUGUAUUAGAAGAAGGAGAAAGCGGCGGAUGACUCUAUCGACUUAGGAAGUUAUGUUAGGCGCCACAUCUCAGCGUAUAGGCUUCCUUGGUGAUACUUGCUUACACCAAUAAGUCGGAUACAUCGUAUAGGCUUCUAUCUAACUCGAUGCAAUGAUAAACUAAAUUAUACCAUCUGCAGACAUGUUCUUUUGGGAAAUGUUGUACCAAAUGUUGAUCAAAAAGGUACCCACCUUUUAUUGAUUGAUAUUCGAUUAUCACGGCUCUCCUCUUCAGAAUUUGUAUAAGACAAACGUAUUGAGUUAUUUAUUUUAAGAACGACAAAAAGGUAAGAUGUUUUGGAUACAUUUUUUAGUGUUAAAUGUUUUCAAUCUUCCUAUGGCCACUUUUUUCAUAAUUUGUAUGGUCUCUAUUCUAUGAGUGAACAAAUGGUCAUGUUAUGACAAAAAAUUGUUUUUUCUAAGAAAAUUGUUCACUUAAGAAGAGACAAAACCUUUUAGGUAAAACAUGUUUCAUAUCAUAAGCAUUUCAUUUCUUCAAUCGAAACAAAUUCAAUUUUAAUCCAUAUAUUGAAAAUUCAAUAUCAAUUGUUUUAGUUUAUAGGAAAUUGAUAUAUCCGUUUAAGAUAUAUGUGAUCGAAUUUUGGUGUCUGGAAAUUCUUCAGUGACAGAGCUAACGAACAGCCUUGAUUUAAAGUGAAGCUAAGGAACUUACCUGUUACAAGUGUCAACAGUUUCAUUACAUGUUGCCUCUUUAUACAAUCCAUCGAUUCAGCUAUCCAAUCACCCAUCUGCCGUUUCAUUGAUGAAAUUUGUGAUCACUAUGUUCCAUUUUUAGCAAUGGUUGAUAAUUAUUCAUGUAUUUGAUCAUAUAAAUGAUUGCAUAAACAAUGUUCAUACUUAGUUAAUGGUGCGCUGCAUAUUUUAUAAGAGUUUUUUCAUCUUAAAAUUGUUGUUUUUCUUAUGAGUCGUUUCGAUUAAAUGAGCGUGACGUAUACGAAGCCCAUGGAUUGAAUAACAUGGCAUAACAAUAUGACCUUGGAAGCAUUGAGUUGGUACAAAACACAUUAUGGAUUGAAGAACAUGGCAUAACAAUAACACAUUGGGAGCAUUAAGUUGGUACAAAGCCCAUGGGUUGAAUAACAUUGCAUAACAAUAUUAUAUUGGGAGCUUGAGUUGGUACAAAGCACAUGGAUUGAAUAACAUGGCAUAACAAUAUCAUAUUAAGAGCAUUGAGUUGGUACAAAGCCCGUGGAUUGAAUAACAUGGCAUAACAAUAACAUAUUGGGAGCAUUGAGUUUGUACAAAGCCCAUGGAUUGAAUAACAUGGCUUAACAAUAUGACCUUGGGAGCAUUGAGUUGGUACAAAGCCCAUGGAUUGAAUAACAUGGCAUAAUAAUAACACAUUGGGAGCAUUGAGUUGGUAAAAAGCCCAUGGAUUGAAUAACAGGGCAUAACACUAUCACCUUGGGAACAUUGAGUUGGUACAAAGCCAUUGGAUUGAAUAACAUGACAUAACACUAUCACCUUGGGAGCAUUGAGUUGGUACAAAGCCAAUGGAUUGAAUAACAUGACAUAACACUAUCACCUUGGGAACAUUGAGUUGGUACAAAACCCAUGGAUUGAAUAACAUGACAUAACACAAUUACCUUGGGAACAUUGAGUUGGUACAAAGCCAAUGGAUUGAAUAACAUGACAUAACACUAUCACCUUGGGAACAUUGAGUUGGUACAAAACCCAUGGAUUGAAUAACAUGACAUAACACUAUCACCUUGGGAACAUUGAGUUGGUACAAAGCCAAUGGAUUGAAUAACAUGGCAUAACACUAUCACCUUGGGAACAUUGAGUUGGUACAAAAUCCAUGGAUUGAAUAACAUGACAUAACACUAUCACCUUGGGAACAUUGAGUUGGUACAAAACCCAUGGAUUGAAUAACAUGGCAUAACACUAUCACCUUGGGAACAUUGAGUUGGUCGAUGAGAUUGACCGGGAUUUAUGGCAACUCAAAAUUAGUUUAUUUAGUGAUAAGGUGAGGGGAGACAUUGGUGGGAAGGGGAGAGUAAUUGUCAUAUAGUAAAGAACAUUUGAUGAUGCCAGCCGGAAAAUGACAUUUAAAUUGAGAACAAGUCAUUGUACAAGUUCAAUAAAAAUCAAUGUUGGACUCUAGAAACUGAUAUUUCCGUAGCCAUUUCCAUUAUAAUUGGUUGUAAGUAAUUAAAAGCAUUUUUACAAAUAUUUAUUCUGGUGAUUUUUUGCUCUUUAAAGCACACAUUGGUAUGUGUACAAUAUAUAAGAAACCAACGUUUCAAUCUAAAAUGAUAUGUUCUUCCUAUGCACAAUGUUAUGAUUGUGUAUACUUUAACUGCGUUUAACACAUUAACCUGUUUAAGUUUCUUUGUUAGAUCAUUUUAUUUUUAUUUAAAGAGGGUCAUUAUUCUCUCUCCCCCCCCCUACUACGAUGGGGGAUCACUGUAUGUGAUAUGUGGGUUAGAGACACACCGAAUUUCGGCUUCGGUUUUGGCUCCGAAAGUUGCCAUUUGAUUACUUUCGCCUAGUUUCAGUUUCUCUGGAAACUGAAAAGUUAACUUUUGGUUUAAUUUCGGUUGCGGCCAAAAGUGAUUCAGACUUUCGGACAUAUCACCGAAAGUGACUGAGGUUUUCGGUCAUCUACCAGAAGUCAGACUGUCUGUCUGCCGGCAAUCCGAUAUUCAUUGUUGCUCGACGUCUUGCUGUCAUCGUAUGUUAUAUGAUUAAUACUCUGCGAAUAUCGUUCACAGCUGUUUGAUGACUUAACUUGUCUUAUAUUUCCAUAAAAUUAAAAUUUCAAGUAGGCCUAGGCAAAUUUAAACAGUUUUGUGGAAGAAAAACUAAUGGAAUGGUAAUAUUUCAUAUCAUUAUUUUUGUUUUCAUUUUUUUUCGAAAAAUAAAAAGUUAGAACCCUAGUUUAUUCAAUUCCUUCAUUUGUGAUAUUCAUUUUGAUUUAUCAUUAUCAUGCUCAUCAAUGUUGUCAUAGGCAAAGAUGAAUAAUAGUGAAUAAUUCAAGGAAUUGGGAAUAUUUCCAUUAUUAUUUUUAUUAUUAUUUUUUUUAAUCAAGGAAACUUUUCAAUUAAUUAAUUUCUUGAAAUUCAUCAUAAUCGUGCCCAUAAAUAUUGUUAUUUACGAAAUAACAUGAGUGUUCAUGUAUCACGGGUCCUUAUUAUAAUUAUGUAGUAGGCCUACUGCACACAUAUAUUUUGCGAAUCUCCGACGAGUAUUAGUAUGGCGAUAACCACGAAACAAUGGAAUGAUAUUUUUAUAGCCUUAAUAAAUUAUAUUGAGGUGACUAUUGACUCUAUUAGAACCAAAAUAAUUAUUGUAGGUAGUAUCAGAUAUAAGUUCUAGUUUGUAAAUAUAGUAUAAAAGCAAAGGACACUCAAGGGUCUAUUUUUUAUAAAUUUUGCCACUCUCCCUCCCCCCUCCGAGCCAAAUUCUCUCUUACCAUACUACUUUAAAAAAAAAAAAACAUUUUUAAGAAAUUUAAAUUACUUUUAAAUUAAAAUGGCAAAAGUCAAAGUAUUCAUUAGAUUUUUAUUUAUUAAUAUUCACGAUGAUCUCAUUUUGUAUAAAAAAGAAUGUAACUAUUGAUACUUUACCCCAUCGAUGAAGGUAGAAUGUAUGCAUAAACAAUUUCAAAAUAUAUAAAUAUUUUGGUUUCGGCUUCGGUUUCUGACGAAAGUCUCUCUAAUCUUUUGGUUUUGGCUUCGGUUUCGGCCGAAAGUCACUUUAAGCUUUUUUUUUUCCGCUUCAGUUUCAGCCGAAAUUCGUUUUUAACUUUCGGCAUAAUUUUGGCUUAGGCUGAAAUCAGAAAAUCACUUUCGGUCACUCUCUAAUGUCGGUGUAUGCAUUUUUUUAUAUUUCUAUAAGAGUUGAUAUGCAUGACUUUAAACUGGUGGACCACGUAGAAACAAAAACUGUAUUCAUUAUCAUCGUUUAAGCAUAAGUUGGAGAGAUUAGAACAAUUAUGAAAUUGAUCUUUUAAAUCCAACAAAAGUAUUUUAAUUUGUUUUAAAUUAGCCCAUUUCUUAUCACUACUUCUGUCACUGUUGGGUGUAAUCGUAACAUUAUACGAUAGACGUAAUGAGUUUUAUUAGCAACUAUUUGUAGUUAUAAGUUUUAAAGACUAUAUAUUUUUUACCAUGGUAACAAAAAGGUUGUUGUGUUUUUUAACAUCUUAUAUCUGAUCUGUGGGAAGACCUUAACGUCAAACUGGAUGUCUCUUUUUGUGUAGUUGAUGGUGUCCCAAACAGUCAGGGCUCUUGAAAGUGUAAUGAAUGUGAUGCAUGGUCUAUAUUGUGGUGUAAAGUUUCUUGCAGUAGCUCUAUGCUAUUGUACAUGUUUUGUGUGCCGGAGUGGGGGAUCUCUACUAUUUUGGAUCCUUCAUAAGUUGAUUGGUAUGAUAUUUAAAAGUGUGUUUGUGUUCGUACCAGUGGUUGAUUUUUUGUCAAUCAGCCCUUAUUGAUAGACAAGGCGACGCUCGAGCUCGGUUUUAUUUCCUUUUGUUUUCAUCCCCAUGGUUUUACUUGUUUUGCUGUGGCAUUCCUUCCCACUAAGAACCAAAAGCUGACACCCCAAGUCUCCACACUGGGAGUCCGCGUUCGCCAGACGGAUGUCUUCAAUGUUGGUUCCAUCCUAAUUCCUAUCGCCCGGCAGGACUCACAAUUCCCCCCCCCCCCCCCCAUUCCCUGUCACCUUUUUCUCCCGGCAUUCCAUUUUUCAUUGUUGCUUUCGGUAAUUUUAGUAUUAACCAGUGGAUGUCCUUUGUGAUCUAUGUCUGUGCGAGAACUUUCGUGAGCUUGGGGAACAGGCAAGGUUGACCAGAUCUUUCCGCCACAAUAUUGCGGUAUGUUCCACAUCACGAUUGGUCAAUCAUACAUAUCCAUGAGGAUUCAAAUUCUGAGUCAACCUCAGGGGAACCAUUGAAUGAAGAAAGAUAGAGAGUUAAAGAUUCUGCUGAGAAGAAACAAAGCUUAAACUAUCAACUUUGAAUCUGAUUUUUAAACCUAAAAAUUACAAGCGGCCUCCAGAAUGCACGCAACUGCGCGUAUAGCUUCAAAUCAAAACUUUAAACUCAAUUCUAAUAACGUAGUCUCUAAAUUCUAACAGUUACCGUCAAGGUCCUUGUGAAGAGUUUGUGUUGAGUUCAUAUGAAACCCUAGCAAUUUUAUUCAACGAAAAAUCUCUUUCAUUAAAACAAAAACAAAAAUAGUACAAAGAAUCAUACCGAUUUAAACAAAAGCAGGUCGUUAGCUUCUAACGUUACUAAAACAAUCAAUAAACCGUCCAUUACUAAGUUUGCAAGCUUUGCUUUCUAGACGACAAAUUUUCAAAAAUUGGCUUUUUUCAGACAUGUUGGCAUUUAAUAAUUAUUUGGGCUCUUUCUUGGAUUGAAAAAAAAAAUCGUUAUCUGGAAAAAGUACAAACGGGCAAUUAUACGUUUGUUGUGAACUUAAAAAGUAACUUUUCGUGUAUGAAGUCAGUUGUCACCUCAGCUUAGCCAUGCAUGGGAAUUGCAAAGAGUUUCAGGCGAUUAUUGAAGCCAUCCGAAAUUGUCAUUGCCAGUAAUACGAUGAAUAUGCUAACGUUAGGCUAGAUGUAGUGAGCUUGUCUGUCGUGUUGCUUGACUGGUUGGGUUCAAUGGUUAGGCUGGAUGUAGUGAGCUUGUCUAUCUUUUUGCUUGACUGGUUAGGCUGAAUGUAGUGAACUUGUCUGUCUUGUGGCUUGACUGGUUAAGCUGAAUUUAGUGAACUUGUCUGUCUUGUGGCUUGACUGGUUAGGCUGGAUGUAGUGAGCUUGUCUGUCUUAUGGCUUGACAGGUUAGACUGGAUGUAGUGAACUUGUCUGUCUUGUUGCUUGACUGGUUAGGCGAGAUGCAGUGAACUUGUCUGUCUUGUGGCUUGACUGGUUAGGAUGGAUGCAGUGAGCUUGUCUGUCUUGUGGCUUGACUGGUUAGGCUGGAUGUAGUGAGCUUGUCAGUCUUGUGGCUUGACUGGUUAGGCUGGAUGCAGUGAACUUGUCUGUCUUGUUGCUUGACUGGUUAGGCUGCAUGUAGUGAACAUGUCUGUCUUGUGGCUUGACUGGUUAGGCUGGAUGUUAUGAGUAGAGACCGAUCGAAUUUCUGCUUCGGCUUCGGUUUCGGCUCCGAAAGUGUCCAUUUUAUCACUUUCGGCCAAGUUUCGGUUUCGGCCGAAACUGAAAAGUUAACGUUCGGCUUAAUUUCGGUUUCGGCCGAAAGAGAAAAGUUAACUUUCGGUUUUUCUUCGGUUUCGGCCGAAAUUGACUUAGACUUUCGGCCAUCUGGCCGAAAGUGACUAAGGUUUUCGGCCAUUUUAAUACUCAGCGAAAUCGAUAUUUAACAACAAACUAAGAGACAUUUAAGAACAAACUAAACAAUCUUUAAAACAAACUAAGCGAUCUUUAAGAACAAUCUAAAGGAUCUUUAAUAACAUUUAGACGAUCUAAUAUUACAAACUAAACGAUUUUUAAGACCGAACUAAAUGAUCUUUAAGAACAAAACAAAUGACAUUUAAUAGUAAACUAAAUGAAUUAUAAGAAUAAAUUAAGCGAUCUUUAACAGAAAACUAAAUGUUCUUUAGGAACAAACUAAAAGAUCUUUAACAACAAACUAAACGAUCUUUAACAACAAACUAAACGAUAUUUAUGAACAAAAUAAAAGAUCUUAAACAACAAACUAAGCGAUCUUUAACAACAAACUAAACAAUCUUUAACAACCAACUAAGCGAUCUUUAAGAACAAACUAAACGAUCUUGAACAACAAACUAAACGAUCUUUAAUAACAAACUAAACAAUAUUGAACAACAAGCUAAACGAUCUUUAACCACAAACUAAACGACCUUUAACAACAAACUAAGUGAUCUUUUAGAACAAAUUAAGAGAUCUUUAAGAACAAACUAAACGAUCUUUAACAACAAACUAAGCGAUCUUUAAAAACAAACUAAACGAUCUUUAACAACAAACUAAACGAUCUUUAACAACAAACUAACCGAUCUUUAACAAAAAACUAAACGAUCUGUAACAACAAACUAAGCGAUCUUUAAGAACAAAUUAACCGAUCAAUAACAACUAACUAAGUGAUCUGUAAAAACAAAUUAAGCGAUCUUUUAGAACCACAUUUUUUAGAGACCCUGUUUAAAAAAAUUGUAUUUUGCCAUAAUUUCCCCUCCUCCUCCCCCCCCCCACCACAAUUUUUGCCAAAUUUUUUCCUACCAUUCUAAUUUUAAAAAUUGUAAAGCAAUUUAAAUUAAUUUUAUAUUAAAAUGAUAAAAUCCAAAGUAUUCAUUAGAUCAAGAGUCUCAAACUCAAAUCAUGGGGGGAGGGGGUGGGGCAAAGGAGGUUGUGUCUGAAUGAGAGUGGGCCGCAUCAAGUAAUCCACAAAAUAACGAUUACAAUCUGCUCAACCUUUAUAAAUAACUAUAAAAUCAUUAAGAGGGUCCCAAGUACUACACACUGUUGCCAGAGACCUGGCCUACAAAAAUAUAUAGAAACACUUAAAAAAGAAAAAAAAUCAGAAUUACUAUUAGACUAGUCGGUAAGAUUAGACUGAAACCGUCGCGGAGAGUCACGUUAUAGACAUGAGUAUAGGGGAAACGGGCCGGCGCAUUUAAAAUAAAAUUUUCUGUCAUGUAGUGGGCCAAAAAAUAUCGUCUUGCAGGUCACAAAUGGCUCGCGGGCCGCGAGUAUGAGACCCCUAUUUAGAUGUUUAUUUAUAAAUAUUCCCGAUUAUCUCAUUUUUUAUAAAAAGAAUGUAAAUAUUUAUACUUUCCCACAUCAUUUUCGAUGUAUGUAUGCAGAAUGUAUGCGGGAACGAAUUUCAAAAUACCUUAAUAUUUCAUUUUCGGUUUCGGCUUCGGCUUCAGUUUCGGCCCAAAUUAAUUUUUAACUUUCGGCCUUUUUUCAGUUUCGGUCGAAAGUCAUUUUAAACUUUCGGCCUAUUUUCGGCUUCGGCCGAAAUCAAAAAAUCACUUUCGGUCGGUCUCUAGUUAUGAGCUUGUCUGUAUUUUGGCUUGACUGGUUAGGCUGGAUGUAGUGAGCUUGUCUGUCUUGUGGCUUGAUUGGUUAGGAUAGAUGCAGUGAACUUGUCAGUCUUGUGGCUUGACUGGUUAGGCUGGAUGCCAUGUAAUUGUCUGUCUUGUGGCUUGACUGGUUAAGCUAAAUUUAGUGAACGUGUCUGUCUUGUGGCUUGACUGGUUAGGCUGGAUAUAGUGAGCUUGUCUGUCUUGUGGCUUGACUGGUUAGGCUGGAUGCAGUGAGCUUGUCAGUCUUGUGGCUUGACUGGUUAGGCUGGAUGUAGUGAUCUUGUCUGUCUUGUGCCUUUACUGGUUAGGCUUGAUGUAGUGAGCCUUUCUGUCUUGUGGCUUGACUAGUUAGUCUGGAUAUAGUAAACUGGUCUGUCUUGUGUCUUGACUGGUUAGGCUGGAUGUAGUCAGCUUGUCAGUCUUGUGGCUUGACAGUUUAGGCUAAACGUAGUGAAAGUGUCUGUCUUCUUGCUUGACUGGUUAGACUGUAUGUAGUGAGCUUGUCAGUCUUGUGGCUUGACUGGUUAGGCUGGAUGCAGUUUACUUGUCUGUCUUGUGGCUCUACUGGUAAGGCUGGAUGUAGUGAGCUUGUCUGUCUUGUGUCUUGAGUUGUUAGGCUGGAUGUAGUGAGCUUGUCUGUCUUGUGUCUUGACUUGUUAGGCUGGAUGUAGUGAGCUUGUCUGUCUUGUGGCUUGACUGGUAUGCUGGAUGCAGUGAACUUGUCUGUCUUGUGGCUUGACUAGUUAGGCUGGAUAUAGUGAAAUGGUCUGUCUUGUGUCUUAACUGAUUACGCUGGAUGUAGGGAGCUUGUCAGUCUUGUGGAUUGACUGGUUAGGCUGGAUAUAGUGAACUGGUCUGUCUUGUGGCGUGACUGGUCAUGCUGGAUGUAGUGAGCUUGUCAGUCUUGUGGCUUGAAUGGUUAGGUUGGAUGCAGUUUACUUGUCUAUCUUAUGGCUUGACUCGUUAGGUUGGAUGUAGUGAACUUGUCUGUCUUGUGGCUUGAAUGGUUAGGCUGAAUGUAGUGAACUUUUCUGUCUUGUGGCUUGAAUGGCUAUACUGGAUUAGUGAGCUUGUCUGUCUUGUGGCUUGACUGGUGAGGCUGGAUGUAGUGAGCUUGUUUUUCUUGUGACUUGACUGAUUAGGCUGGAUUUAGUGAACUUAUCUGUCUUGUGUCUUGACUUGUUAAUUAACAUGCAUUGAACUUGUUUGUCUUGUGGCUUGAUUGGUUAGGCUGGAUGCAGUUUACUUGUCUGUCUUGUGGCUUGACUGGUUAGGCUAGAUGCAGUGAGCUUGUCUGUCUUGUGUCUUGACUGCUUAGGCUGGAAGUAGUGAGCUUGUCUGUCUUGUGGCUUGACUGGUAGGCUGGAUGCAGUGAACUUGUCUGUCUUGUUUCUUGACUAGUUAGGCUGGAUAUAGUGAACUGGUCUGUCUUGUGUCUUAACUGGUUAGCCUGGAUGUAGUGAGCUUGUCAGUGUUGUGGCUUGACUGGUUAGGAUGGAUAUAGUGAACAGGUCUGUCUUGUUGCGUGACUGGUCAUGCUGGAUGUAGUGAGCUUGUCAGUCUUGUGGCUUGAUUGGUUAGGCUGGAUGCAGUUUUCUUGUCUGUCUUAUGACUUGACUCAUUAGGCUAUAUGUAGUGAACUUGUCUGUCUUGUGGCUUGAAUGGUUAGGCUGAAUGUAGUGAGCUUGUCUGUCUUGUGGCUUGACUGGUAGGCUGGAUGCAGUGAACUUGUCAGUCUUGUUGCUUGAUUGGUUAGGCUGGAUGCAGUUUACUUGUCUGUCUUGUGGCUUGACUGGUUAGGCUGGAUGUAGUGAGCUUGUCAGUCUUGUGGCUUGAUUGGUUAGGCUGAAUGCAAAGUGCUUGUCUGUCGUGUGGCUUGACUGGUUAGGCUGGAUGUAGUGAACUUUUCUGUCUUGUUGCUUGACUGGUUAGUCUGGAUGUAGUGAACUUGUUUGUCUUAUGGCUUGUCUGGUUGGGCUGGAGGCAGUGAGCUGGUCUGUAUUUUGGCUUGAAUGAUCAUGCUGGAUGUAGUGGGCUUGUCAUUCUUGUGGCUUGACUGGUUAGGCUGGAUGCAGUGUACUUGUCUGUCUUGUGGCUUGACUGGGUAGGCUGGAUGUAGUGAGCUUGUCUGUCGAGUGUCUUGAUUGUUUAGGCUGGAUGUAGUGAGCUUGUCUGUCUUGUGGCUUGACUGGUUAGGCUGAAUGAAGUGAACUUGUCUGUCUUGUGGCUUAAUUGUUGGGCUGGAUGUAGUGAGCUUGUCUGUCUUGUGGCUUGACUGUAUAGGCUGGAUAUAGUGAACUUGACCGUCUUGUUGCUUGACUGGUUAGGCUGGAUGCAGAGGACUUGUCUGUCUUGUGGCUUGACUGGUUAGCCUAAUGCAGUGAACUUGUUUGUCUUGUGGCUUGACUGGUUAGGCUAGAUGCAGUGAACUUGGCUGUCUUGUGGCUUGACUGGUUUGGCUGGAUAUAGUGAACUUGUCUGUCUUGUGGCUUGACUGGUUAGGCUGGAUGCAAAGUACUUGUCUGUCUUGUGGCUUGACUGGUUAGUCUGGAUGUAGUGAGAUUUUCUGUCUUGUGGCUUGACUGUUUAGGCUGGAUGUAGUGAACUUGUCUGUCUUAAGGCUUGUCUGGUUAGGCUAGAUGAAGUGAACAAUUCUGUAUUUUGGCUUGAAUGGUCAUGCUGGAUGUAGUGAGCUUUUCAUUCUUAUGGCUUGACUGGUUAGGCUGGAUGUAGUGAACUUAUCCGUCUUGUGGCUUGACUGGUUAGGCUGUUGGUAGUGAACUUGUCUGUCUUAUGGUUUGUCUGGUUAGGCUAGAUUCUUUGAACUGGUCUGUAUUUUGGCUUGAAUGGUCAUGCUGGAUGUAGUGAGCUUGUCAUUCUUGUGGCUUGACUGGUUAGGCUGGAUGCAGUGUACUUGUCUGUCUUGUGGAUUGACUGGUUAGGCUAGAUAUAGUGAACUUGAUUGUUUUGUUGCUUGACUGGUUAGGCUGGAUGCAGAGGACAUGCCUGUCUUGUGGCUUGACUGCUUAGCCUAAUGAUGUGAACUUGUUUGUCUUGUGGCUUGACUGGUUAGGCUAGAUGCAGUGAACCUUGCUGUCUUGUGGCUUGAGUGAUUAAGCUGGAUGUAGUGAGCUUGUCUGUCUUGUGGCUUGAAUGGUGAGGCUUGAUUUAGUGAGCUUGUCUUCUUGUGGCUUGACUGGUUAGUCUAGAUGCAGUGAACUUGUCUGUCUUGUCGUUUGACUGGUUUGGCUAGAUGCAGUGAACUUGUCUGUCUUGUGGCUUGACUGGUUAGGCUAAAUGUAGUCAACAUGUCUGUCUUGUGGCUUGACUGGUUAGACUGGAUAUAGUGAGCUUGUCUGUCUGGUGGCUUGACUGGUUAGGCUGAAUAAAGUGAUCUUGUCUGUCUUGUUGCUUGAAUAGUUUGGCUGGAUGUAGUGAACUUGUCUGUCUUGUCGCUUGACUGGUUUGGCUGGACAUAGUGAACAUGACUGUCGUGUUUCUUGACUGGUUAGGCUGGAUGCAGUGAACGUGUUUGUCUUGUGGCUUGACUGGUUAGGCUAGAUGCAGUGAAUUUUGGCUGUCAUGUGGCUUGACUCGUUUGGCUGGAUGUAUUGAACUUGUCUGUAUUGUUGCUUGACAUGUUAGGCUAAAUGUAGUGAACGUGUCUGUCUUGUGGCUUGACUGGUUAGACUGGAUGUAGUGAGCUGGUCUGUCUUGUGGCUUGAACGGUUAGGCUGGAUGUAGUGAGCUUGUCAGGCUUGUGGCUUGAUUGGUUAGGCUGGAUGCAAAGUACGUGUCUGUCUUGUGGCUUGACUGGUUAGGCUGGGUGUAGUGAGAUUGUCUGUCUUAAGACUUGUCUGGUUAGGCUAGAUGCAGUGAACUGGUCUAUAUUUUGGCUUGAAUGGUCAUGCUGGAUGUAGUGAGCUUGUCAUUCUUGUGGCUUGACUCGUUAGGCUGGAUGUAGUGAACUUUUCUUUCUUGUGGCUUGACUGGUUAGGCUGGAUGUAGUGAACUUAUUUGUCUUAUGGCUUGUCUGGUUAGGCUAGAUGCAGUGAACUGGUCUGUAUUUUGGCUUGAAUGGUCAUGCUGGAUGUAGUGAGCUUGUCAUUAUUGUGGCUUGACUGGUUAGGCUGGAUGCAGUGUACUUGUCUGUCUCGUGGCUUGACUGUGUAGGGUGCAUGUAGUGAGCUUGUCUGUCUUGUGUCUUGACUGGUUAGUCUGGAUGUAGUGAGCUUGUCUGUCUUGUGGCUUGACUGGUUAGGCUGAAUGAAGUGAACUUUUCUGUCUUGUGGGUUUAAUGGUUGGGCAUGAUGUAGUGAACGUGUCUGUCUUGUGGCUUGACUGGUUAGGCUGGAUAUAGUGAACUUGACUGUCUUGUUGCUUGACUGGUUAGGCUGGAUGCAGAGGAUUUGUCUAUCUUGUGGCUUGACUGGUUAGCCUAAUGCAUUGAACUUGUUUGUCUUGUGGCUUGACUGGGGUGGCUAGAUGCAGUGAACUUGGCUGUCUUGUGGCUUGAAUGGUUUGGUUGGAUGUAGUGAACUUGUCUGUCUUGUUGCUUGACUGGUUAGACUGGAUGUAGUGAGAUUGUCUGUCUUGUGUCUUGACUGGUUAAGCUAGAUGCAGUGAACUUGUCUGUCUUGUUUCUUGACUGGUCAGGCUGGAUGUAGUGACUUUGUCUGUCUGGUAGCCCAACUCGUUAGGCUAGAUGAAAUGAUUUUGUAUGUCUUUUUGCUUGACUGGUUAGGCUGGAUGCAGUGUACUUGUCUCUCUUGUGGCUUGACUGGUUAGGCUGGAUGUAGUGAGCUUGUCUGUCUCGUGGCUUGACUGGUUAGGCUGGAUGUAGUGAGCUUGUCUGUCUCGUGGCUUGACUGGUUAGGUUGGAUGCAAUGCGCUUGCCUGUCAUGUGGCUUUACUGAUUAGGCUGGAUGCAAUGCGCUUGUCUGUCAUGUUGCUUGAGGGGUUAGGCUGGAUGCAAUGAGCUUGCCUGAGAUUUGGCUUGAUGGGUUAGGCUGGAUGCAGUGCGCUUGCCAGUCAUGUGGCUUGAGGGGUUAGGCUGAAAGCAAUGCGCUAGCCUGUCAUGUGGCUUGAGGGGUUGGGACAAAAUAAAUUGCUACAUAAUUUCUAGGCCUAUUCCCAGUACAUGAAGGCACUGAGGAAAUCUUUUUCAAUUUGAUUAGUGAGGAAAUCAGAAAAUGUUACCAAAGUUCAUCGGUUUUGCAUCGGAUGGAGCUUCAAAUUUUAUCAUUUGUAACAAUUGUGUAUGGUCUAGAAUGAAAGAAAUAUCUCCUGCACUAACAUAUAUCUGCCAUUCGCAUGAUACAUGUUGGUCUUAGAUAGGAUGACCUAAAUAGUCCAUAAUAGGCCUAUUCCCAGUACAUGAAGGCACUGAGGAAAUCUUUUUCAAUUUGAUUAGUGAGGAAAUCAGAAAAUGUUACCAAAGUUCAUCGGUUUUGCAUCGGAUGGAGCUUCAAAUUUUAUCAUUUGUAACAAUUGUGUAUGGUCUAGAAUGAAAGAAAUAUCUCCUGCACUAACAUAUAUCUGCCAUUCGCUUGCACUGUACUUUCAAAAUACCCAAGUUACCAAUCAAGAUUGGAUUUUUGUUAUCAGAUAUACCAUAUUGAUUUCGCUAUAUUGAUUUUAGGCGAGACGCAUAUAGAAAUUUUCUUAGAAUUAUGAAUUUGAUUCCGAGCAAGCUUGAUCUGGCCCUCUACCUUUUCAAAAGCCUUCAUCUACUAGGGGACUUGUGCGAAGAAAAAUUAAGUUCAAUAUGUUGAUGAAUUGAGAUCUGUAGAAUCAUAGACCCUGUCUGAUGUAAUCUGUAGUACCAUAAACUCUGUCUGACGCAAAUUCAUCAAGCAUUCUUGAUCGCACGAUAACGUUUUCCAUCAUUUAUUUGCUAGUUAAAGUUCAACCCUGGCUCUCACUACAGCGUCUAGACGUUUUGUUUCUUGCUUUGGUUUUAGCAAUUGAUACAAGAGAAUUAUUUUCUAAACUACUGCUUUACUAACUGUAGUUGUUAGACAUGUAAGCGCGAAGAUGGUGGCGAGUUCUUUAAACUAUUCAUGCUGGAGCAUAAUAGUUACAAACUUUUCACUAUCUUGGGGGUGCCCAUCUUUCUCAAACAUCGCUGCUUAGUUCUAAUAAGUUUGAAACCAAAAUCCCCAUAAUAAAUAUCUAUUCUCAACUAUGCCUCAGACAAUGUGUAUGGUAAUAUAGAUCACAUCAGACAAUCUAUAUGGUACUAAAAAUUACAUCAGAAAAAAUAAAUGGUACUACAGAUUAAAGUCUUGGAAAUAUUAUGAUCUGGAGUUGUUGUCGUGAAAUUAAAUGUACCGCGCUAUAUAAGACCCCUUAUUAUUAUUAUUAUUAUCAUUAUUCAUGUAUCCUCUUUUUAGUACGACCGUACGAAGAGAUAGUAUCAUUUUUUUUUAAAUAAUGAGAUUCCUUCAUGUCUUUUAAUCUUAAAUCUCAAUAAAUCACUAAAUCUCCGCCAUAGAUGACACCACAUGUAUAUUUGGCCUUUUUAGGUUUUUAAGUUCACAUAAAUUUUAUUAUGGCGUCCCUGUAAAAAACGAGAAUAAUACUUCAAUCUUAAGGUUGGAAAGGGGACGUCCAUUAAUUACGUCAACAGAGUAGGAGGGAGGGGGUUUGGAUAUGUUUGUCAGUUGUUGACAAGUUGGAGGGAGAUGGAUUUAGAUUAGUUGACAUCAACAAUCAUGUUUUUCCAUUAAAAUUUUUAUCUUAAAUGGUUCCUACAUUAUUUUAAACAAUAUAAUGAGUGUAAAUAGUGAAACAUAUUUUUAGGCUUUUAACAAUAUAAGAGUUAUUUAAUGUGCGUCUGUGCACUGCAGAUGGCUGGUCAGAAUGUUAGCCCAAUUGGUUACUGCAAGAGAAGUCAAAAGGUGACAUCUCUUCACCUGUCAUUUUUCUCUUAAUCCGCUGAAAAAAACACCAACUCAUCGGUGUUCAAUAACAACUAUACCAAGUCAAAGACAGAGAGAGAGGUUUUGGCAACUAUUGCUCACACAGAAAAUGUAUUUAUAAAUUUAUUUAUAUUAUAGUUCAUUUUUUUGUUGACAUAAUUAAAUAGGGAGCUCAUCGAAAGUUUGAACGUUGUUUAAAAAAAGGGGAGGGGGAGGAAAUUGCAGAAAAAUUGCUGACGUAAUAAAUGGAUGACCCGAAAGAGAUAAUACACAACUGAAUGUACUCGCUUAAGCUCCUGACUGAUCUGUAUGCAAGAAUAUGCCCCCGAACUUUCAUGUGUGUGUUAAUUGUUGGUGGAGUAGCGAAGAUUAAAUGGUUUUAUUCGGGGUAUACGAACGUUUGGGAAAAAAGAGUUAGACUUAUGAUACAUGCAUUUUACUUGAUAACAUUCACGCCCACAUGUCGGUAUAUAAACGCGCAGUUUUUCAUUUUGUGUUUUCAUUUUCAUUUAUUUUGACAUUUAAAAGAUAUCCACUUUGAAAUUAUGCAUUUUCUAGCCUUUUAACAAAAUUAAAGUGAUGGAGAUUUCUGUAGAUAAAAGAAGAAAAUAUAAAGGUUGUGCCUAAAUUUUAUAACAGUGACAAAAACUUAAUAAACUUAAAAUUUUGCCGCCCUUUCUUCUUUUUAAAUUAUGAAAUAAUCCCCAUCCCCCCCCCCCCGGUCCUUAUUUUCUUUUUAAGUAAAGUUUUUAUUAUUAAAUUUUGACAUUUUAACAAAAUGGAUUUGGGGAUCUUAGCUUUACAUGCCAUAGCAAAAUUGAUUAAAAAUAAAUUGAAACAGCUGAAUCAAACUGUAAUCAUUCGUGUCAAGUGAAAGAAAAGGCUUUUCGCUCGAGUUCAUGACGUUUUGGAUGCACGAUAUCGUAGCUAUUCUAUUACUUCUCUACACCGCGACGAAAGAAAGUUCUUGUCGGUGAACUAUGAAAUCCUCAUACACUCCUUAAGUCUUUGUUAAUGUGUUUGCAUACGAACAGCUUGGAAAAGGGAAAGUAGGGCUCAAUACCGACUCUGCUUGACAUUGAUUUGAGUCCGUGGGAAAGCAGUUGAAAUGUUUAAAUGUCAUCGAAUGAUGCAUUCUGUAUUAAUAAUGGCAUGGCGCAUGAUACAUGUUGGUCUUAGAUAGGAUGACCUAAAUAGUCCAUAAAUUUGUGUGUGUUGAGGUUUUAUGACCAAUCCACACAGCAAACUAAUAAAGAGAUACAUAAAAACAACAUGUCAACUCCAAACACUUCAGUAUAUCUGCAAUUAGUUUGAACUUGUUCAACACUCGGCUCAAAGGCAGCGAACAUAAUCUCUGCAAGGGUUCUCUUGACAUGCCUUUUAAAAGCCUUAGUCAAAGUAAACAUCCCCAAGGCUUUUGGCAACUUACGUUAAGCUUUAACACCAUCAAUAAGGCAAUGUCACGUUAUUUUUGACACCAUCAAUAAGGCAAUGUCACGUUAUGUUUGACACCAUCAAUAAGGCAAUGUCACGUUAUGUUUGACACCAUCAAUAAGGCAAUGUCACGUCAUGUACUCACGCCAAAAAUCUAUUUUAUUAAAAGUAUUCGAUAUUUUUUAAUAAAAAUCUUCAAAAACGACAAAAAAUAUUUAAAAAGAAUAAUUUAAAAGAAGCGGAAACCGAUAUUUUAAGACAAGAGCACACCUUUGACUUUCGACGAUGUGUUACAGACGAGAGCACACCGUUGACUUUGGACUAUGUGUUAAAGACGAGAGCACACCGUUGACUUUCGACGAUGUGUUAAGACGAGAGCACACCUUUGACUUUCGACGAUGUGUUACAGACGAGAGCACACCGUUGACUUUGGACGAUGUGUUAAAGACGAGAGCACACCGUUGACUUUGGACGAUGUGUUAAAGACGAGAGCACACCGUUGACUUUCGACGAUGUGUUAAAGACGAGAGCACACCGUUGACUUUGGACGAUGUGUUAAAGACGAGAGCACACCGUUGACUUUCGACGAUGUGUUAAAGACGAGAGCACACCUUUGACUUUGGACUAUGUGUUAAGACGAGAGCACACCUUUGACUUUUGACGAUGUGUUACAGACGAGAGCACACCGUUGACUUUGGACUAUGUGUUAAGACGAGAGCACACCUUUGACUUUUGACGAUGUGUUACAGACGAGAGCACACCUUUGACUUUGGACUAUGUGUUAAGACGAGAGCACACCUUUGACUUUGGACUAUGUGUUAAGACGAGAGCACACCUUUGACUUUGGACUAUGUGUUAAGACGAGAGCACACCUUUGACUUUGACGAUGUGUUAAGACGAGAGCACACCCUUGACUUUUGACGAUGUGCUAAGAUGAGAGCAUACCUUUGACUUUCGACGAUAUGUUAAGACUAUAGAUUCCUACUAUAGAUUUCGCAUCUUACCAAAUCACUACGCUGAAUGGUCCAUCCAUGCUUAUAGCUUACUAUAUAUUUACUCGUUGAGGCAAAUUUUAAAUAGAAAACACAAUGCACUGCUUUUACAAGAUAUGAUGUCAUACAUUUUUACACACUAUUUUUUUAAACAUUAAGUUUUCCACACCAUUUAGAACAUUUUUUUUUCUUUUAAAUUGGUGACUAGAAUGAUUAAUUUUGGAACUGGGUUAGAGGGUUAUUUUAGUCCUAAAGAAAAUAAUGGAAACUCGCCCAAGAUCCCCCCCCCCCUUUUCCUCCUAAAUAAAUAUUUAUGUAAAAAAACAAAAGAAACAUAGAAGAACCCCCUAAACGUGCUUUCCUGCAGGACUCGAGCCAUGUUAGAGGAAUCAAUGGCGAUGAGACUUUUAAAACUUCGUUGUCUGUUAUUCAAGUCUCUCUGUUUUGUUACAUUUACCGAACCUGUUUUUUCCAAGAAAUCCUAGAUCAGACAAUAAACUUAAGAUUUUCUCACCUUUAGUUACGUAUUUUACUUUACUUAUUUUCACGAAACCAAAUACAACAAAAACUCAACUAUUUUGUUUAAGGGUAAGUUGUUUAAGGGAACAUCGCUUUAGUACAAUAAUUAAAUAAGUUCAUAAAAAUCCAUCAAACAAAUCUCAAUUCCAAUGCUUUUUAAUAAUCCAUUGCAACAUAUAGUUAUGACUUUGAUCAAAUUGAUAGAUGAAUAUUUCAGGCUGUGAUGUUCAAAGUCUGCCUCGCUCGAUGAUAUUAUUAGUUUUAAACUGAAGUUUCCUGCCUAGGUUUUUUUUUCUGUGUGACUUAAAACUUUCAAACCCAAACCAUUUUUUAAAAUAAAUUUUAUAUGUCGUUUGUCUGUUCCAUUUCAGGUGAUAAAGAAAUCCAAAUCCAAGUCAAACGAUUUAGGUCUGCACCACAAUAAUUUAUUUUCAAUGGAUCUUUGCAAAAAAGUGAAAAAAAUUAAAAGAUAUCUUCUCAUUAUAAGUGGCAUUUGUGUCAUCUUCUUGCUCAUCGUUGACAAGACCCCAUUUGUAUUCAGCGUCCAUCCUGUUAAAGAAGAUGACGUUCCAGGUAAUGACGACUCCUUCCCCUACCGUCAAUUUUGUAUCCAUCCACAGCUGGACGUCAACGACUCCGUCAUGUUAAACUUUAUUGUCAUGUACUCACGCGAAAAUUGUGAAUUUAAGGAAAACUGGGUCUUUAUCCAAAACGGCACCCUCCAGUUUUCUGAAACUGUAUUGAAGAAUUAUUCUCAUUUUACUUGUGAUUAUUACCCGAUAGAAAGGAUCGGGGAUUACAAUGUCACGUGGGGUGACCCAACUUUAAACAUACCAUCUGGCUUUCAAAUAACGUCUGAUUCCUUCAGAAUUAGAUGUCGGGUCAGCGGAGUUGACUCUUACGAUGGUCUGCAUUCAGGUGUUGCUUAUACACGGGAAAGAGCCGAGAGGGUGGAGGCGCCUCUGGAAAAGGGUUUCCAGGGUCUCAGCAUCGCAAUUUUGGGUUACGAUUCCAUGUCCAGGAUGUCGUGGCUGAGACGUCUGCCAAAGACAAGGAAGUACUUCCACGACGAGCUAGGUGCCAUAGAACUGGAGUCACACAAUAUCGUGGGGGAUGGAACCACGGCUGUGCUGUUUCCAAUGUUGACUGGAAAAUUUGAGUGGGAGUUACCCGAAUCCAGGUGAGUAGAUUUGGUAGAUUCCAAGUGAGUAAAUUUGGUAGAUUCCAAGUGAGUAAAUUUGGUAGAUUCCAAGUGAGUAAAUUUUAUAGAUUCCAAGUGAGUAAAUUUUAUAGUUUCCAAGUGAGUAAAUUUGGUAGAUUCCAAGUGAGUAAAUUUGAUAGAUUCCAAGUGAGUAAAUUUGAUAGAUUCCAAGUGAGUAAAUUUGAUAGAUUCCAAGUGAGUAAAUUUUAUAGAUUCCAAGUGAGUAAAUUUUAUAGAUUCCAAGUGAGUAAAUUUUAUAGAUUCCAAGUGAGUAAAUUUGGUAGAUUCCAAGUGAGUAAAUUUGGUAGAUUCCAAGUGAGUAAAUUUGAUAGAUUCCAAGUGAGUAAAUUUUAUAGAUUCCAAGUGAGUAAAUUUUAUAGAUUCCAAGUGAGUAAAUUUUAUAGAUUCCAAGUGAGUAAAUUUGGUAGAUUCCAAGUGAGUAAAUUUGGUAGAUUCCAAGUGAGUAAAUUUGGUAGAUUCCAAGUGAGUAAAUUUGGUAGAUUCCAAGUGAGUAAAUUUGAUAGAUUCCAAGUGAGUAAAUUUGAUAGAUUCCAAGUGAGUAAAUUUUAUAGAUUCCAAGUGAGUAAAUUUUAUAGAUUCCAAGUGAGUAAAUUUGGUAGAUUCCAAGUGAGUAAAUUUGGUAGAUUCCAAGUGAGUAAAUUUGGUAGAUUCCAAGUGAGUAAAUUUGGUAGAUUCCAAGUGAGUAAAUUUGAUAGAUUCCAAGUGAGUAAAUUUGAUAGAUUCCAAGUGAGUAAAUUUUAUAGAUUCCAAGUGAGUAAAUUUUAUAGAUUCCAAGUGAGUAAAUUUGGUAGAUUCCAAGUGAGUAAAUUUUAUAGAUUCCAAGUGAGUAAAUUUUAUAGAUUCCAAGUGAGUAAAUUUGGUAGAUUCCAAGUGAGUAAAUUUGGUAGAUUCCAAGUGAGUAAAUUUGAUAGAUUCCAAGUGAGUAAAUUUGGUAGAUUCCAAGUGAGUAAAUUUGAUAGAUUCCAAGUGAGUAAAUUUGGUAGAUUCCAAGUGAGUAAAUUUGGUAGAUUCCAAGUGAGUAAAUUUGGUAGAUUCCAAAUGAGUAAAUUUGGUAGAUUGCAGGUGAGAAUCAGUUGAAGAAGAAUUUUUUUUUUAAAUUACUAAAUUAUUUUUUGGACCUAGUAUGACAACUGUAACCAUAAUUAAGUUAUGCCUGAAGUGAUGAUGGUGAAAAUAAGAGACUCUGUUGGUGGAUGAUAAGAUUGAGUAGACCUGCAAAUUGGAGUGUGGGGAAUUGUGAAUGAGAUCUUUUAAUGACUUUGAGUACUUUCUUACGAAGUCACAACUUCUCUGAGAUUGAUAUGACAGCUGACUCUGGACAUUUUUUAAAAUCUAUUUAAGGUUUCAAUUACUGUUCUUAAUUUUGUAUCCCAUUUCAAAUAUUAUGUUACAUAUAAUGCGAAAAGAACAAGUAUUUAAAUGGCUGCCAUCAGAGACUAUAUGCACAUACAAUGUGCAUAUUCUGAAGUGAAAAAAAAAUGCGAUAAAAUCACUUUAAACCUCAUCAUGAUGGUAUCUGUUUAGUUUGUGUUUAAGUGAACACAAGAAAUUUAGGCUUUAUGAUUUUUCCCAUACGAAAAUACUCAAAACGCAAAGACCCCAAAAGAUGAAUACGCGACAAUGGAAAAACGGAAUAUUAUCCUCGCGUAAAAUUCCUCAAAUGUUUUAGACGAUAAUUGUAUUUUUUUUUAAAAUUAUUAAUUUUUUAAAACACAAGCUUUUGUCAUAUUUAUUAUUCAUUGUCAAGGUAGCCCGGGACUAUCCAUAAAAGGGAGGGGCUGAAUACUAAAUAACAGUAGAUGAAAUCAGAAGAAUUUGACAUUAAACGGCUCUCAAUCUUGUUGCGUAGGCAAAUGCACAGAGUAGACUUCAUUUGAUGUAUUUCAAAGCAAAACAGUAAUAAUAAUAAUAAUAAAAAAAAUUAAAUUAAAUUACAGUUUUCGAAAUCCUGGUGGUCCUGAUAGGCAUAAAGUCAGAUACUACCCGCGGGCUAAAUUAAGUUAAAGUAAUAGGCCUACUCAAACUUGUAAUAUCACGAUUUAUAAAAAUAAAAUUUAUUUCAUUGAAGACUGGCCCGCCAAUACAUUUUCAUUGAAUGUUUAAUUCCUGGAAAAAAUUUGGGGAGUAUUUGAAGAAUCAUCAAUGUGGGGAAUUUUCUUCGUGCGGAAUAAUCCGUGUUCUCAUUGUACACAAUCUUCUUGUGGGGAUUUUUCUUAUGUGGAACAAUCCGUUCGCAUAAAUGUAUUUCAAGUGUAAAAAGCUUCUUUUACAAAUCUUUUUGUGCCAAAGAAAACAAAGCCAAUAACACAAUAUUAGUUGUUGUUUUUUUAUUUUAUUUUCUUCUUAUAUUAUUAUUGCUACUCUAUUAUUAUUUCUUUUUUUUUUUUAAAUUGAUGUUUUCUUUUUUUUGCCACAUGGUGUAUACGCAAACAAGUUUAAUCUUGAGUGAAGCUCUACCUGUCCUUGUCCAUACUUAAGGUUUCUACUUGUAUGUGAACAAAUACAACGAGUUAAAAAAUUCUUAAAUCAUAAAACUGGAUACCAUCUUUUCUUCUACUCCCCAGUCUUCGGAUGCGGCUUUUCAAAAAAAAAUAUACGGAUAAUUUUUCUUCAUAAAUGUCUCAUUAUAACAAUUAAAAAUCAAUCAUUUUUAUAUCCCUUAUAUUAACUUCGCUUUUGUUUGUGGUUGGCUGGCUGGCUAACUAGCUGGCUGGCUGGCUAACAGCUGGGUGGCAAAAUGUUCGUAAGGCUAAUUUACCCACAUCCCGUCAAGCGAUGAUACAUUCUAUCAAAUUUUCAGCCCCAACCCCCAUUUGUCUGUCGUUUUUUAAGGGGAAGAUGAAGUAAGUAUGAUGAUACUAAUUUCAUGUAAUAAAAUUCCCGAUAAUUGCGCUAAAUGAAAUUCUUUUUAAAAAUACAUCUAUAUCGCAAGUGCGUUAUUGCGUGUUAUUUUGAUUUGUUUUCUGAAAUGGUGAAAAAAAUCUGCGGAAUAAGAGCGGGUGGGUCCUUAGAAUAUGAAUAUAAGGGGGGGGGAGAGGGGGGUGAGCACUAAUUUGGAUUCUUAUCAAGUGCGGUAUUUGUAGGCAUGUUUUCUCAAAUUUUCAGCCCCACCCCCCCACCCCACAUUGUUUGAUGUUACACAGGAUUGAAGCGAAAAACUUUGUUUUUAGGGUAUGUUUAAUUGCGUAGUGAAUUGAAGUAAAUAUUAAAAUGUGAAUUGUGGCAAUGGGUAAAACUUGAAAUUGUGUUUGGUCAGACUUUGAGUGAAUGAUGGAAUGAGAGGGCGUGUGUGCAUGAGAGAGGGAGAGAGAGAGAGAGAGAGAGAGAGAGAGAGAGAGAGAGAGAGAGAGAGAGGGGAGGAGAGAGAGAGCAUAUGCGCGCGUGUGCGUUUUGAAAAGGGGAAGGGAUUUACAUGAUUUUAAUUUUACUUUUCCAUUCUUUCAUUACACUUCGGUAAAUUAUCCUAUUUUGCUUACCUUUUAUUGGUGUUCAAACUUAUUAGCUUGCGAGUUCUUUAAAAACUAGUCUUGAACAGUAAAAGUUGACCAGACCUUAGACACAAUUGUACUAUCAAUGUUUAAUAUCCCCAAUAAUGUUGAGUAGGAUGGACUCACAGAGACAAGGCCAAUAAUUAUUUAUACCGACAUUACCGCCCCUCAAUUUGUGCCGGGAUGAAGUGAGUGAAGGUUGCAGGCAGUGUAAAGGUCAACUAGUACGAUCAUUACUGUUUAAUCGAUACACUUGGCGUCACAUGACUACCGGUAGCGUGGAUUCUUGUUACGUGUUACAGCAUAGUUACUGAAAACUGCUUUCUAUUUUGGAUACGGCCCCGGGAACUACGCGCUAAGGAAAAAAAAAAGCGCAAAGUGAAAGCCCGGAUACGUGCGCGCAAACCCAAGUCCUUUUAUGCGGGCUUUUUAACCUCACCGGCUUUUUUUUUUACACACCCAAAUCUUGAUCUCUUUGUACGAAUGAAGUUAUACUUUCUGGCAACGAAACAAACAUUUCAUUCAAUAGGUGGCCUAGUCGCCUCAAACAAAGGAAUGUUACAAACCAAAUGCUUUUAAUGCAAUUUUUUAAGAGGAGUAUAAUCAAGAGAAUUGGACAGCUGUAAAAGACGCUAUGUGGCCACUUGAGUGACAAUAAUAUGUGUGUGGUUUGGGGGGGGGGGCAUUCGUGCGAAACGAAUCUGACAUUAUUUUGUUAGAAUAGCUGACGUAACAGAAUCCAACAAAAUAUGUGUAUGUGGUUAGCUUCAGAUUCUGUGUCAACACCAUAUAAAAGACAUGAAUUAUGAAUGUUCUUAAUGAAAUAAUCAGAAAAGACUUACAAUAAACUGAUUAUGUAUUGUGUGUUUGUAUGUCCUUCCACCCACUACUGUCAAAUAAUAAAAAGAAAUUAUCACUUUACUUUAUUUUAAAAAGUCGUCUUGUCAUCGGUAUCAUUGCAUCUCACCAUAAUGUCAUGACAUCCAGAUAUAUUCAUCUCACCAUAAUGUCAUGACAUCCAUAUAUAUUCAUCUCACCAUAAGUUCAUGACAUCCAGAUAUAUUCAUCUCACCAUAAGUUCAUGACAUCCAGAUAUAUUCAUCUCACCAUAAGUUCAUGAUAUCCAGAUAUAUUCAUCUCACCAUAUUGUCAUGACAUCCAGAUAUAUUCAUCUCACCAUAAGUUCAUGACAUCCAGAUAUAUUCAUCUCACCAUUGUGUCAUGACAUCAAGAUUUAUUCAUCUCACCAUAAUGUCAUGACAUCCAGAUAUAUUCAUCUCACCAUAAUGUCAUGACAUCCAUAUAUAUUCAUCUCACCAUAAGUUCAUGACAUCCAGAUAUAUUCAUCUCACCAUAAGUUCAUGAUAUCCAGAUAUAUUCAUCUCACCAUAUUGUCAUGACAUCCAGAUAUAUUCAUCUCACCAUAAUGUCAUGACAUCCAGAUAUAUUCAUCUCACCAUUGUGUCAUGACAUCAAGAUUUAUUCAUCUCACCAUAAGGUCAUGACAUCCAGACAUAUUCAUCUCACCAUAAUUUCAUGAAAACCAGAUAUUUUCAUCUCGCCUCUCUUUUUGCCUGGUUUAUGAACGUUUGAAGAUUCAUAAAUGUUGGAUACAACAUCUUGGAAACACAGUUUGAACAAAGUUUCAGUUUUUGUUUGUUCGCUGAAGAAGGCAUUUUGCAACAAAUUCUGUUUGACAAAAGUAAUGAGAUCUCAGUGACAAUAUUCUCCCCUUCAAAGCCAUGCCACAACUUAUGGUCAACUUCACCACUAAACUCAUCUCAUAAUAUACACUUAGCAGAUCGGCUAGUUUCUUUAGGGCAGCGACUUCCCCAUUCCCAAUGGAUUACAGUGGUAAUGAAACUCUCAACAGUGGCUAGAACUGAUGAAUGUAACUUACAGAUGAACUAUGGUCCAAUUAUAGCAGAUCUCAGGGAUACAAAACUUAAGAGCUUUUUGAUAAAAAAUACCUGUAGAAUGUAAAGAUGUAUAUUGUAUUGCGGCUGUUUGUAGAAAAAUUUCUUUAAGCCAGGCUUAAAUAAGAAAUUUUAAAAACAAUUCCGAAUAGUUGGAACACGAAAACACUUAACUAUUUUGGAAUUCGUACACCUUUAACUAUUAUUGAACACCUCCACCCUUAACUAAUGUGGAACACGUACAACCUUAACUAUUGUGGAACUCCUCCAAUAUUAACUAUUGUGGAACACCUCCACCCUUAACUAUUGUGGAACACCUCCAAUCUUAACUAUUGUGAAACACCUCCAACAUUAUCUAUUGUGGAACAUUGCAACCCUUAACUAUUGUGGAACACCUCCACCCUAAACUGUUAUGGAACUUGUCCAACUGUAACUGUUGUGGAACACCUUCACUUUUAACUAUUGUGGAACACGUACAGCCUAAACUAUUGUUGAACACUUACACCCUUAACUGUUGUGGAACACUUAAUGCCUUAACUAUUGUGGAAAACCUCAACUCUUUUUUAUUGUGGAACACACCCACCUUUAACUAUUGUGGAACACGUACACCCUUAACUAUUGUGGAACACGUCCACCCUUAACUAUUGGGGAACAUGUACACCUUUGACUAUUGAGGAACACAUACACCCUUAACUAAUGUGGAACACGAACAACCUUAAUUAUUGUUGCACACUAACAUCCUUUUCUAUUGUGGAACACCUCCACCAAUAACUAUUGUGGAACAACGCUACCCUUAGCUAUUGUGGAACACAUCCCCAUUUUAAUAUUUUGGAACACCUCCACUCUUAACUAUUGUGGAACACUUAAAUCCUUAACUAUUGUGGAACACUUACACCCUUAACUAUUAUGGAACACCUCCACCCUAAACUGUUAUGGAACACGUCCAUUUUUGACUGUUGUGGAGCACGUUCAACCUUUAAAUUUUGUGGAAUCUACCAAAUUUACUCACUUGGAAUCUACCAAAUUUACUCACUUGGAAUCUAUAAAAUUUACUCACUUGGAAUCUAUAAAAUUUACUCACUUGGAAUCUAUCAAAUUUACUCACUUGGAAUCUAUCAAUUAAUCUUUUGUUAGAAGAAUUUGAUAAAAAGACGUACUCUUUCUGAAGAAGAAGAAAUUCAGUUUAAACUAAUUGAGGAUCCAUUUUCUUUUAAUCCCGAGGACAUACGAGUUCAAUUGCAGCUGGACCUUAUCAAACAAAAAUGUACGGGAAUUUACAGAAGCAAGCACAGACAGAGCAGCCUGCAGGAGUUUUAUAAAAAUCUGGACCGUGAGAAGUACCAAAUCUUUACGAAGUUGCAGUACAAACUUUUAGUGUGUUUGGAACAACUAAUCUAAGACUUGUGAACGUGUUUAGCAAUACUUAAGUGCUCCACAAUAGAUAAAGGUGGACGUGUUCAACAAUAAGUAAGAGUGGAGGUUUCCACAAUAGUUAUGGGUAGACGUGUUCCACAAUAGUUAAAGGUGUACGUGUUCCACAAUAGUUAAGGGUGUACGUGUUUCACAAUAGUAAAGGGUGGAGGUGUUCCAUAAUAUUUAAGGGUGUAUGUGUUCCACAAUAGUUAAUAUUGGAGGUGUUCAGUAAUAUUUAAUGGUGUACUGAUUCCACAAUAGUUAAGGCAGCACCUGGUCCACAAUAAUAAGUGUGGACGUCUUCCUCUAUAGUUUAGGGUGUGCAUGUUCCCCAGUAGUUAAGUGUGGACGUGCACCACAUUAGUUAAGGGUGUACGUGUCCCCCAAUAGUUAAGGGUGUACGUGUUCCACAAUAGUUAAAGGUGGUCGUGUUCCACAACAAAAAAGAGUAAAGGUUUUCCACAAUAGUUAAGGUUGUACGUGUUCCACAAUAGUUAAGGUGUAUGUGUACCACAAUAGCUAAGGUGUUCGUGUCUCACAAUAGAUUCGGGUGGCCGUGUUCCACAAUAGUUAAGGGUGGACGUGUUCCACAAUAGUUACGGUUGGACAUGCUCCACAAUAGUUAAGGGUGGAGGUGUUCCACAAUAGUUAAGGGUGGAGGUGUUUCACAAAAGUUAAGGGAAGAGGUUUCCAGAAUAGUUAAGGGUGGAGGUGUUCCUCAAUAGUUAAGCGUGGAGGUAUUCCACAAAAUUUAAAGGUUGAACGUGCUCCACAACAGUCAAAAAUGGACGUGUUCCAUAACAGUUUAGGGUGGAGGUGUUCCAUAAUAGUUAAGGGUGUAAGUGUUCCACAAUAGUUAAGGAUUUUAUUCCACAAAAUUUAAAGGUUGAACGUGCUCCACAACAGUCAAAAAUGGACGUGUUCCAUAACAGUUUAGGGUGGAGGUGUUCCAUAAUAGUUAAGGGUGUAAGUGUUCCACAAUAGUUAAGGAUUUAAGUGUUCCACAAUAGUUAAGAGUGGAGGUGUUCCAAAAUAUUAAAAUGGGGAUGUGUUCCACAAUAGCUAAGGGUAGCGUUGUUCCACAAUAGUUAUUGGUGGAGGUGUUCCACAAUAGAAAAGGAUGUUAGUGUGCAACAAUAAUUAAGGUUGUUCGUGUUCCACAUUAGUUAAGGGUGUAUGUGUUCCUCAAUAGUCAAAGGUGUACAUGUUCCCCAAUAGUUAAGGGUGGACGUGUUCCACAAUAGUUAAGGGUGUACGUGUUCCACAAUAGUUAAAGGUGGGUGUGUUCCACAAUAAAAAAGAGUUGAGGUUUUCCACAAUAGUUAAGGCAUUAAGUGUUCCACAACAGUUAAGGGUGUAAGUGUUCAACAAUAGUUUAGGCUGUACGUGUUCCACAAUAGUUAAAAGUGAAGGUGUUCCACAACAGUUACAGUUGGACAAGUUCCAUAACAGUUUAGGGUGGAGGUGUUCCACAAUAGUUAAGGGUUGCAAUGUUCCACAAUAGAUAAUGUUGGAGGUGUUUCACAAUAGUUAAGAUUGGAGGUGUUCCACAAUAGUUAAGGGUGGAGGUGUUCCACAAUAGUUAAUAUUGGAGGAGUUCCACAAUAGUUAAGGUUGUACGUGUUCCACAUUAGUUAAGGGUGGAGGUGUUCCACAAUAGUUAAGGGUUGCAAUGUUCCACAAUAGAUAAUGUUGGAGGUGUUUCACAAUAGUUAAGAUUGGAGGUGUUCCACAAUAGUUAAGGGUGGAGGUGUUCCACAAUAGUUAAUAUUGGAGGAGUUCCACAAUAGUUAAGGUUGUACGUGUUCCACAUUAGUUAAGGGUGGAGGUGUUCAAUAAUAGUUAAAGGUGUACGAAUUCCAAAAUAGUUAAGUGUUUUCGUGUUCCAACUAUUCGGAAUUGUUUUUAAAAUUUCUUAUUUAAGCCUGGCUUAAAGAAAUUUUUCUACAAACAGCCGCAAUACAAUAUACAUCUUUACAUUCUACAGGUAUUUUUUAUCAAAAAGCUCUUAAGUUUUGUAUCCCUGAGAUCUGCUAUAAUUGGACCAUAGUUCAUCUGUAAGUUACAUUCAUCAGUUCUAGCCACUGUUGAGAGUUUCAUUACCACUGUAAUCCAUUGGGAAUGGGGAAGUCGCUGCCCUAAAGAAACUAGCCGAUCUGCUAAGUGUAUAUUAUGAGAUGAGUUUAGUGGUGAAGUUGACCAUAAGUUGUGGCAUGGCUUUGAAGGGGAGAAUAUUGUCACUGAGAUCUCAUUACUUUUGUCAAACAGAAUUUGUUGCAAAAUUCUGCUAAGUGUAUAUUAUGAGAUGAGUUUAGUGGUGAAGUUGACCAUAAGUUGUGGCAUGGCUUUGAAGGGGAGAAUAUUGUCACUGAGAUCUCAUUACUUUUGUCAAACAGAAUUUGUUGCAAAACGCAAAAUUUGACAAUUCAUGUCACUUAUCAUGACAUAAAUAGCAUUAUUUGCAACAUUUAAAAGCCCUUUUAAAGUUACUUUAUGUAGGACUGACACAAACCCAUACUUUAUGUUCCUACAUUUUAAAAAAAGAAGACAAAAAAAAUUAUUUUGUGCUGCUGUUAGCUAGAUCUAUUUGACAGAAUUUGAGAAUUAAAUGUGCUGAAAAAAUACACAGGAAAAAAUGUUACUCAAUUAAAAAUCUAUUUAAUGCAGUCAAAAUAUAAUAAUAAUAAUUUAAACAUAUAUUAAUAAUUUUAUUUUAAAAAUUGUUGCUAAACAUUCCUUCACAACUGAAUAUUAAGAUACCAAACUAUGUGUUAAAGCUGCACUUUGAUAAAAGACAAUUUAAAAAAUUUGCUUCGAGAUAAAAAAUAAUAAAAAAAGAAACCAAGUGAGAAAAUCUGAAUUAAAAAUUCCAGACGCAAGUGAAGUAGCUACUCGUCUUGACGUAGUUUGGCAUUUCUCUCUUUGUCUUUAACUCUUAUCUUGAGGUCGCAUUUAUUGAUCUGAUAAAAUCCAUUCGAAAGGAGGUCGCAAGUGAAUAAACAAAUGUAAGUGUUCCACAAUAGUUUAGUGGAAACUUCAUGUGAGAGAUGGAAAUAUCGUAAACAAUAUUAGGGGUUACUUGAUUUUUUUCAAAAAUGAAUAUGAUUGUAAAUAGUUAAAGUGUCAUUUAGAGGGAAUGGGAGUCAAUUCUUUAAAAAAUAAUGAACGCCGUUCACAAUGAGUUGAUGAACGACUGCAGCCCUGAUUGUAAAAAAAGAAAACCAGUUUAAAACCAGAUUCUCAAAUUGAUAACUGGUUUUCAGAAAAACCGGUAUUAACAUCACCAGUUGGGAGGAUCAGACGGAAAUGUAAUGAUGUAAUAAAGGAAGAAUAAAUAUUUGUGUUGGGUUGUUAGAUUCAAAAGAACAUGAAAUAUUUGUUUAUUGGUCAUUACGUAGUUAUGCUUUUAAGGUUCUUAAGCAAAUAAUGUUUGUUUUCUCUUUACGGCAGAAUAGCGAGAGUUUGCCAAUAAUCUCUAUCGAUACAUCAGCUUCAAAUUUAAUUUAUCAUUUCACUGGCCAAUUAUAUUGUUCAAAAUGGGUGAUAUCUGUGUUAAAGCUUUAACUAACGAAAAUAUGAUCGGGCUACUAAUAAAUAAGAUUUGAAGUCUGGUUCAUAAAAGAAUUUGGUAAACAAAGUAAUCAAGAUUUUUAAAAAGUAGCAGCAUUCAUCAUUGAGCGGCAAUGAGAGCACACUUACCACUAAUGUAUGGGAGUACAGUUACAACUAUAGUUACGAGAGUAAAGUUACAACUAAAGGUAUGAAAGUACAGUUACAACUAAAGGUAUGGGAGUACAAUUACAGCUAAAGGUAUGAAAGUACAGUUACAACUAAAGGUAUGAAAAAACAGUUACAACUAAAGGUAUGAAAGUACAGUUACAACUAAAGGUAUGGGAGUACAAUUACAGCUAAAGGUAUGAAAGUACAGUUACAACUAAAGGUAUGAAAAAACAGUUACAACUAAAGGUAUGAAAGUACAGUUACAACUAAAGGUAUGGGAGUACAAUUACAACUCAAGAUAUGAAAAAACAGUUACAACUAAAGGUAUGAAAGUACAGUUACAACUAAAGGUAUGGGAGUACAAUUACGACUAAAGGUAUGGGGGUACAGUUACAACUAAAGGUAUGAAAAAACAGUUACAACUAAAGGUAUGAAAGUACAGUUACAACUAAAGGUAUGGGAGUACAAUUACAACUCAAGAUAUGAAAAAACAGUUACAACUAAAGGUAUGAAAGUACAGUUACAACUAAAGGUAUGGGAGUACAAUUACGACUAAAGGUAUGGGGGUACAGUUACAACUAAAGGUAUGAAAAAACAGUUACAACUAAAGGUAUGAAAGUACAGUUACAACUAAAGGUAUGGGAGUACAAUUACAACUCAAGAUAUGAAAAAACAGUUACAACUAAAGGUAUGAAAGUACAGUUACAACUAAAGGUAUGGGAGUACAAUUACGACUAAAGGUAUGGGGGUACAGUUACAACUAAAGGUAUGAAAGUACAGUUACAACUAAAUGUAUAAAAGUACAGUUACAGCUAAUGUAUGAGAGAUCAGUAGCGCCAAAGUUUGAUGUACUGUCUGAAUCAUUUAUAUUCAAAGGAAUAUAAAAAAUAAAUUCUUCCGUUUUUAACAACAGCACGUGCUAUAAUUUUGAAGGAUAAAUUAUUUAACAGUUUCCUUGCAAUGUCAAACCCGGUUUUUGCACUAUUAUAUGUUAACUUUUCUAUUUAGCCUGCCCUAUAUUUCCUUUUGAAUGAUGCGUGUUGGACAUGCUGGAUGUCAAAAUGCGGUGUUCCUUUAAUAUUGAGAAAAGACCAAAUGCUUUCAGUUUAAUUCAGCUUAUUGUAAGAUCCUCCAUUUUCCACUUUAUCAUCACUGUAAUAAAUAAUUUUAAAAAUACAGUUUAACUCUAUUCACUUACAAAACCCUUAUUAAUUGGGCUCUAUUUACCCCAUAAAUCACUAACACACACAUUCUGGUGAAGGUCUGAGAUUACUCUCUUAUGAACCCAGCUAGUAAAUUGGCUAGCAACUCCAUCUGUUGAGCUGAGCAAUACAACAUUUUCCUCACAAAGGGUCCUCCAACCGCCCUGGCUUUCCCGGGAGAUCUAGUGAGGGACUGUUACGCACUGGCUUCUAAUAUAAGAAAUUAAUCUCCUAUUUUGAUUGUAAUUGGCUCGUUGUAAGCAGUGCCUAACAGAGGACAAUCCAUAGAGUCAACAAUAUUAAAGAUACGACACCCAAAGCAGUUUCUAGUUACAAUUAAUAAGAUUUAUUAAGUCUUAAGAUAAUUACAAAAGAAAAGAAAAUAUAAUUACAAUCUUCAACUUACAGUAUGGUAGAUCUUGUACCGGUACACAGUUAACACAGAAUAAUGUGCCAAUCAAUAAUGAUUAAAUGUGAAAUAAACACAUAUGAGCACACAAUACACAAAGAAUAAUACACGCCUCGUAAAGUUAAUAAUAUCUAUCUGAAUCCGUCUCUCCACCCGUGCCUGUCAAUCCCUUAUAUAGGUCGCGUAAGCCCUGCCUUCCAGAAAAGACUUAUGACGUGUUGUUUACAUUUCUCGGGUUAUCGAGCACAUUUGAGAAAAUACCAGGAAGUCAGUCUAACAUUUUUAAUUGGUAAACACGGUUGUAAACAAGAUACAUCAAACGAAUAGGCCACGCCCACAACAGACGUUACUGUCUGCUAGGAUUCUAAUUUAGGUCAAGUAAAAUUCAAGCACGGGGAAUGUAUGCUACAUAACAGGGACAUUCAGUUAACAGGGGCUCCAGAGUCUCCGGGUCCAGGCUGCAGAGCCGGCAGGUAGGAUCGUUGUUGUUAACCAGCUGCCAGAAGUAUGUGCCAAUGGCAUCUGCGUCACUAAGCUCUGAUGUCUGCGGCCUAACCCCCGACAUGGGUCUUGUUUGCUAGGAGUGGGCAAGUUUGAAAAUAUUCCUCUGGCGGUCGAGUUGUCUGCCCACUGCCUGUACCACUUUGUCCUGAAGUUGUCCGCCAGCCAGUAUUUAAUUCCCAAGUAAGUUAUUGGUACUUCUGGCUGAGGCUGGGCAGCCCCGGUUUUCACCAGAAUGUCUGCUCUCUCAUUGCCACUGAUGUUGACAUGCCCGGGUAUAAACUGUAUAGCCAUCUUGCCCCCUAUUUCAUCGAUUAAUUAAUGAUGACGUCGACCAAGUUUAUGGUACCCUGUCUCUUUCCCAAGAUCUCGAGAGCAGAUCUUGAGUCCGAGUGGACGACUACAUCAAGCCCCGCAUGCUCCGUCCCUUUCAAUGUUUCAUGUACUCUCUCUAAGUCCCUGUGCAUAGCCAUAAGCUCCACAUCAAAAUUUGAUGCUGCAGUCCCACAGGGUCCCGAGAGCUCUUCUGUUGGCCGUCCUCCUGCUGGGUACAGUACGCACCAUACCCAGCAGUUCUUUCUCUCAAGUUGGCAGAGCCGUCCGUGAACACUUUCACGGGUAUGUGUGCAAACACAUCCAUGGUCUCAAGGGCAGCCACUUUCUGAACAUGUUUAGGGCUACGUUUCGUCACUACUGCAUCGGUCAAGGCCAAAUGUAUGUAAGGACGUGAGGGUUCCGCGUAUGGCGGAUCAAGUGGAAUUAGGGUAAGUCUUUCUCUAUUAUGGGGCAGCUUGACUGUCCUUUCAAGCUCCUCGACCUGGUGCAUGAAUGAGGACCUCUUUAGUCGGCUGUCCGCCACCCAGUUAUUCUGCAUUUGAAAGGCUGGUUCCUUUUCGUCCAGCCGUUGGUACCUCUCUACGGUACUUAAUAUUGCCUUUUCCCUCCUAAUUUGUAGCGGUUCAACAUUGGUCAAGACCUCUACAGCAGCUGUUGGUGGGGUCCUGAAUGCACCACAGAUGAAUCUCAGAGCCUGAUUCUGGAUUCGGCCCAACUUUUCCAAUGCGGUCUUACUUGCAAAGGAUUGGACUGGCAUGCUGUAGUCCAUCACCGACCUAAACCACUAAUAAAGGUAAAUACUCAAAAGGGCUGAGAUUCAAUCUCUUAGAGCCCUGUACAUGAUUUCUACGGCGCGCUUCAUCUGCUGAGCGCUUCCGUAAAGGAGAUCAUUAAGGCAGGCCUCCGGAUUCCUACCGUCGGCCCCCGUCCCACUGUCCGGACACGUGACAACCAAGUGGGCUACUGUCUCCUCUUCGAGUCCUCAAAAACGGCAUAAAAGUUCCCUUCUGUUAUCGAGUCGGUGGAGGUAACCAGUUCUCAUCUGUGUGAUAAGGCUUUGUUCUCCACGACUAAGCUCCCACCAUGGGUCGCUUUUGCUCGGUCGCUGAAAUUCCCGGUAAAACUGUCGUCCAGUAGUGGCCGUGUCCCAAUUUCCAAGCCAUUUUCUCCUGAAAUGGUCUUUCAACCAGGCAGUGACUCCGAGCUGAGUCAUGGGUUUGUCUGGUUGAGGUAGGGCUGCGCCUUCUUGGGCUAAGAAAUCGGCCCUGUCGGGAAGCGACGCCUCUAAGCGCGAAGUGAUAAGCUGGAAGACUACCUUAGGGCCAUGUGCAUGGAUGGAGCCUACUGUCUCCAAAAUGGCAGUGAUCUUAGUCGAGCCCACCGAUCUCUCCCCCAUGUGUUCGAGAGCAGAACGAGAGUCGGUGAAGACCACAACGUCCGGGAAGGACUUUCGUUUAGCUAGCCGUUGGUUCAACCUCUUGAGAGCUACCAGUAUCGCCUCAAUUUCCGCAUCGAGGCUCGUUGCAUUCCUACCGCAUGGGCCUGAUAGCUCCUCGGGUGGGGCUAUCUCUGCGGGAUACUGGAUGAGGACACCAUAGCCGCUACCCUUUUCCUCCGUGAAACAUGAGCCGUCUGUAAAGACUUUAACCAGGCUAUUCGGGUAGGCUUCAAUCGUGCGUUGUACAGCCUCUGAUGGGUCUGAUUGAGGACUGCUUUCGCUGGCUUUGGCGUCAACCAUUUCCAGUCGAAUGUCUGGCAGGGGAAGACUUUUGUGUGGCCCCCGUGCGGGGAUCACUUUCACUUUUUCCCUGUUUCUGGGCAGAGUAACGUCUUUUUCAAGACUGUGCACCAUGUCCAUGAAGGAUGGUCGCUUCAAUCUGGACUUUUUCUCCCAUUCGUCUUGCAAUUUGAAACAGGGAUCUUUCCUGUCCAUGCGGCGGUAACGCUCUACCGUCGCAAGGACUGCCUUCUCCCGUCUGACCUCGAGCGGUUCGACAUUUGAAAUGAUCUCCACCGCCGCCGUGGGUGUGGUCCGUAUUGCCCUGCACACAAACCUUAGAGCACGGUUUUGGAUGCGGUCUAGUUCCUCUAAAGCCGUAUGGCUUGCGAAGGCUAGGACGGGCAAACUGUAGUCCAUUGUUCCUCUCACACUGCUAAGGUAGAGCGACCUCAACAGACUUGCAUCUGCACCCCAUUUGGUACAAGCCAGCUUUUUCACCAAGCCCAGUUUUUGUGAAGCCUUGGCGCAUAGUUCGUGUACGUGGUGAUGAAGUCGGAGUUUCUGAUCCAACUUGAUCCCCAGGUAAACUGGAGUCCUGUCUCAUACCAAAUCUUUCCCGUUUAUGGAGAGUUUAAUAUCGGCCUCAAGCACCUUUCUUCCGUUUGUGAACUUAGAGUAAACCGUCUUCUCAGUGUUCACAACCAUUUUCCACCGUCUCGCAUAGUCCUCGAUGCUAUGGAGAUCGUUUUGCAGCCGGUUCUGCAAGUGGUUGAUGUUUGGCCCUGAAGUCCAGAUUACUAAAUCAUCAGCGAACAUGGCAUUAUCGGACACUAAGUCCUCUUGCAAGUCAUAGACAUAGGCCAAGAACAAGGUGCAGCUGAGGGCAGAUCCCUGGGGGAGUCCGUCCUCUAGAGCAAGCCGCUUCGAUAGACUAUUGCCAACCCGUGUGACAAUAUACCUGUCCUUGAGAAAGUCCGUCACCCACCCGGACAUGUUUCCAGUGAUUCCCAAUUUCUGGAAUUUGUACAUGAGGCCUACGCGCCACACGCGGUCAUAUGCUUGCUUGAGGUCAAAGAAAAUUGCCAACGAAUGAUUUUUCUUCUGGAGUUCAUUGGUCAUGGACUGAACAAGACGGAUCACCUGGUCCAUGGGCUGCCUACCCUUACGGAAGCCACCUUGCGUCGGUGGUAGGUGCUUUUUACUCUCCAAAAACCAGUAAAGUCGUCCAUUUACCAUUCGCUCGGCCAUUUUACCCACACAGGACGUUAGCGAAAUUGGCCUGUAGCUACUUGGUAAAUGGCCUGGUUUUCCCUCCUUUGGUACGAGGACCACUAUGGCCUGCUUCCACACUUUCGGUAAAAUACCUGUAGUCCAAGUUCGGUUAAUGAGAGCCAGCAGAAGUUCUCUCCCCAGUUUACCCAGGUGGGCUAACAUUUCAUUGUGAACUUUGUCUGGGCCUGGUGCUUUCGCCGGCGAGCACUUUUUGAGCGCGUUUUGCAAUUCUUCCAUUGUGAAUGGAACUGUGAAUAUCUCAGGGUGGGGUCCAGUACGCUGGAUACGAGCUCCCCUUUUCUUCAGAUGGCGAAUUUCCUUAUGCUCUGGGGUCUCUUUUGACACUUUGGACUCGUUGUUCACUGCGGCAAAGUGAACAUUCAGCACAUUGGCUCUUUCCUUGUCGCUCGCCACGACACCUUUGUCCGAUAGUAAUGGUUGCGGGUUUUUGGCCUUACCCGCACCAGAGAGACUUCCGAGCAGAUUCCACACCUUCCCACCGUCUAGAAGAUUGAGUUUUUCACACGUUACUAACAACACCCCCGUAAUUAUUGUGCUUUGUUAACCCACAAACUCCUUAAUUAAUGAGCUAUAUUUACUUACAAACCUGCUAAGUAUUGCGCUCAAUUUAAACUCAAACUCCUGCGAUAUUGUGCUCAACCUCUUAAUUGAUUUGCAUUAUUUUACUGCUAAUCAGUUAAAUUAACAUUGACAGUCAAUGGCAUGUAAGAAAAAAAUAUAAUCUGUAAUCAGUCAAAAGAAUGUUUAAAACGCAGCAAUAAUUAAAGCUACUUUAGUUUAGUUCUGCAUGAUGAAAUCAUUACAAAUUUUUGUAGAAUGCAUUUGAAAAAUUAUAUUGUAUCAAUCCACUGCCAUGAGUUCUGAUAAAAAUAUGUGGAACAAUUACAGAGCAUGACGAGGGAUCCUUUAAUCUUGACGCUUGACACUCAAGAGUAACACGUGGGCAUCAUGAGAUCAAAGGCAAGAAACACAGGAUAAUACAAGGAAAGUUUUAAGAGGCCGAUGGACUACUAGGGAGCCAUUGGACACACGUGACUAUAUCUUAUAUUUUUAGUGAACCAAUGACCCCACGGGGACUCCUAUUUCAAUAGGCCAGUGGCCACAUAGUGACUAUUUCAAUGGGCAAAUGUCCACACGGUGACUAUUUUAAUAGAAAAAGUUUGACAGCACAUCUAACUUGCUAUUAUUAAACUUGUCUUGUAUGGCGUUUUUUUACAAUGCCCUUGCGGGACGCAUGAAGUACGGCAUUGAAUUGUAAAUAUGGCUGUGUUUGGGGCAUAUAUCGUAAUGAAUGUAUCAUUUACCUGUCACACAGUCGACAUGUUAUGGCAUUCACACAAGCAAUGAGAAUACGCCUUUUAAUCUUUAAAAAAUAAAAAAAAUUUAAUAGUAAUAUGGAUUUCUGUUAUUUGUGGUGAAUGUUUACAAUUUACCAGUCCAGGAUUGGGUCCAAAUUUCCUGUUGAUUGUUAGAACCAUUGGACUAGGCUAUCGAUUACUUCAUGUGCACAAUACUAAGGCUUAAGCAGCAAAUAGCUAAUGAACUGAAUAGAAUAUGCAUGCGUGCUGGCACGAGCAUUGUCUGCGAUUUAACAAUAUAUAAAUACAAGUUUAGAAAGGUGGGCGAUACUGGGCAGAUUUAAAUUGGUCAUCAUUUAGCCCUAAACUAUUCUGAUCAAGUGCGGCCAUUUUGAGAGUUAGAACAAACGAACAAAAAGAUGAAAUUUGUUUCUACAAACACAAAUGUGGUAUUAUCAAUUUGAGCUACAUAAUUGGGAAAAAUGAUAAGCGUUUCAAAAUUAAUUUACUAAUAUAUUCAAAUACUUUUUAUUUUUUCCUUAUACAUUCUUCAUCAUUAUAACUUAUUAGAGGACUUUUAUUGAUAAUGUUUGUUUUUCCUUUUCAAUUUUAAAGUUAUUGUUAAAAAAAAUGUUAAAUUAGAUUUUUUUUUUUAAAAAAAGCUUUUAUAUCGCAGAAAAAGUCAUAUAAAUUUAGAAGACCCCAGGAUAUUUUAGAAACGUCAAGUCAUAGUUAAUAAACAGUAAACUUACCUUACUAUUUACCUAAAAAAACGCGACUAAAAAAUAUUUAAAAAUUCAUUCGAGGUCUACUGGUUACAGAUAAUUUUAAAAAGUGGACGCAGCCAAGGGGCCAGACAAAUUAAAUGGUCGGCUCGUUAAACUAUGCUCAGAGCAACCCUCCUACAUUUUUUGUCACAUAUUUAAUAAAUCUUAUGUAACUCACACAAUACCAACAAUUUGGAAAACUUCAGAAAUCAUACCAAUUCAAAGAAAAAUAAGAUAACGUGCAACAACGACUUACGACCUGUUCCACUUACCUCUAUUGUAAUGAAAUGUUUUGAGAAACUUAUUCUGAGACAAAUUUUGAAUGAAGUACAGCAAAAACUUGACCCUCACAAAUUUGAUUUACAAACCUGCAAGAAUGCAAUCUUACUAUUGUUGGAGAGACUUUACCAUCACCUAGACAGUCCUAAAAAUAUACCAGAGUGCUUUUCUUAGACUUCUUUCUCAUCAGAGUUAACACUAUCCAACCACACUGUUACUCACAGGCUUCUAUUGUGAGAAAUUAAUCUCCUAUUGUAAUUGUAUGGCUCGUUCAAACAGUUCCUAACAAAGGACGAUACCAUAGAGAAAUACAAUAACAAAACACGACACCGAAAACAGCACCUAUUACAAUUAAUAACAUUUAAUUUAGUAAUAAUACAAUUAUAAAACAAAAUAAAUAUAAUUACAAAUCAUCAGCUUACAGAGUAUUGUAGAUCUUAUACCGGUACUCAGUUAGUACAAUGUGCCAAUUAAUAAUGUACAAUGACGAAAUGCGAAUAAACACAUAUAUAAGAACACAAAGAAUAAUACACGUCUCGUAAAGUUAAAAAAUAUCUAUCUGAAUCUGUCCCUCUCUGGGUCUGUCAAUCCCUUUUAUAUGUGGCUCUACUGACGCGUCCAGAAGCACUCUUACUUUUCUCAUACAAUCGAGAACGUUCCAUAAGAUACUAGUAGACAUACUAACCAUGUUUAAUUGGAAGUCGGUGGUAAACACGAUACAUCAAACGAAUAAGCCACGCCCAUCUAUGAACUUAGCGUGUGCUAGUGGUCAAGCAAAGCUCACGCACGGGGAAAAAGUGUCAUACAUAACAACACCUUAUGAUAAAGAAACUUUCCUCGUUAACUAUAAAUUUAAAUAUUCAACCUUGGAUACUAAACUUUUUUUAAAAAGUGACCACAAUAUGACAAUGUAAAUAACCAAUCAUCUCUAACAAGAAAAAUAAGCAUCAGGGCACCACAAGGCUGGGUUUUCUCUCCUGUACUGCAUACAAUAUAUACCUAUGUUAUUCAAAGCUCAAGCGACACCAUUCCAAUCUAAAAAAUUUCUGAUGAUACCACCACCGUUGGCUUAAUAUCUGAAGGAGUAGGCUUACACCGCAUUUUAGUUACAAGCUUUAUUAAUUAGUGCGAUGAAAAUUUCUCCACCUGAAUGUCUGAAAAACAAAGGAAAUGGUUGUUGAUUUCAGGAGCUGAAAACACCAGAUUACAGAUCUCAACAUAAAAAAAAAUCAAAGUGUAGAGAAAGUAGAGGCAUAUAAGUACUUAUGUGUCACCAUUAAUAAUAAGCUAACAUGGCAUGAGCACGGUUAAAUGCUGUACAAGAAAUUCAACCAAAGACUGUUCUACCUCAAAAAACUGUACAAUUUCGGCGUAAACAAACAAGUCGUUAACUUAUUCUACAGUGCAACAAUUGGAAGCCUGCUUAAUUUCAGUAUUGCCUCUUGGUGUGGGAAUUCAACGUCUGAUAUUAAACACUGCAUAAACCGACUAAUCAAGAAAGCUAGGACUAUAACACAAACUAAACAUCCUUCACUUGAAGAACUAUUUGAAGAAAGAUGUUAUUGUAAAACUAAACACAUUUUUGAUGAUACAUCCCACCCGCUUCAUCACAGAUACUUAGGAUCGGCCCUUUCGGGGCGAAUUCUUUCCGUCAGGGUGAGGGCUGAAAGAUAUUUUUUUUUUAAAUUUUGUUCCCCAUCUGUACGAAUUUACCAGCGUGCUCCCCCUGAAGUCAAAAAUCUUAAUGAGAACUAAUAAGUCCCUGAUAUGGUUAAGACACAUGUGUCAAACUCAAGGCCCGCGGGUCACAUUCGGCCCACCGUGCAAUAAUAUCAGGUCCGCGUGAUGUUCCCAAUGCACACUUUGCUGAAAAACUUAGCUUACUUCACGACGCGUUCACAUGCCGCUUAAGUGACUUUGAAGCACAGAAAUGUAAUUUCGAAUUGUUACGUAACCCAUAUGUCAUAGACGUGGAAACUGUACCUGUAAAUUUGCAGGUGGAGCUAAUGAGGCUUCAGUGUUAUGGUACUCUAAAGUCAAAGAAUGACAUGUUGGGCCUGCAUAGUUCACUCGUUUCAUUCCAGAAGAGAUUCCCCAGCUUCGUCUAAAUGCGGCUCGAACCUUGGGCAUGUUGGGUAGCACAUAUAUGUGUAAGCAGCUGUUUUCUGUGAUGAAGAUUAACAAAACAUCACACAGUAGUCGUCUCACAGAUGAAUACUUGCAGUCCAUCAUGAGAAUCUCAAUGACACAGAACGGUACUCCCAACAUAAACGAAUUUACUUGUUUUUGUAGCCAAGAAAAUGUGCCAAACAUCCAGCUUUGUCGAAUUGCCAUAAGAACGACAAUGGGAAUGCCAAUGAUUUUUAAUGAUUAAAAAUGUGUCUGUUUUCAUUUAAAUAAAUGUUGUUGUUUUUUGUAAAGACUAAUUUUUCGCUGUUCGGCUCUCAACCUUACAUGUGAUUUGAGUUUUUGGCCCGCCGAGCGAUUGAGUUUGACACCCCGGGCUAAGAAAACUCACUGAGUGGCUGGUUUUGUUGUUUGUUUUUUUUUUAUCGUUUUUUUGUUUGUUUGUUUGUUGUUUUUUUAACUAGUAAAUUAGUUUAUUUUAAAUGUCUUGUGUUCAAAUUGUUAUAUUUCUGAGCUGAAAAUGUACCAUGGAAUCAUAAAACAUUUCCAUUUUGUUUGGAUCAAUAAAAGAAUCGUAUCUUAUCUAAUCUUAAACGCUUCAACUUAAAAAGAAAAAUCUACAGCUGAUCUUUAGGCACCUGUAAAAUUGAUAUCCGCUCCAAAUAGCCCGAAUUAACCCAAAAUAAGUGAAAUAAAGAGAUACUGGCAUUUUGUAUUUCAAAUAGUACGAUUCGAAUAAUUUUGUGGGAAUAUUGAAAGAUAAAAUUUCUAACUAAGAUGAUAUUAUCUAUCGAACCUGGGGUCCUAAAACUUUUUUAAUCAAGGGGCCGGCUCACAGUCCCCCAGUUGUAGUUACAAAAAGGUAAAUACAGUAAACUGCUUAAAAUGAAGAACAGCUUUUAAAUCCACAUACAGUAUUUCCUUUGUCCCAGGAACUAGAUAUUUUCUGUGAUUUCUUUAUAAGCAAAGUUGCUGGCAUUCGCGCUGAGCUUGAUCGUUUUGAUGCACCACCCCUUGAUUUUCCUCCUUUUCCUUGUCUUACUUCACAUUUCGAUAUUUUUAAACUUGUUUCAGAUCUUGAGGUGAAAAGUAUAAUUUAACAUCUAAAUCUACGUCAUGUUAUUUGGAUCCCAUCCCCACCCCCACCCCAGUUGGUUGAGUCAUUAGAUCAUUUGCUCCCAACGAUAACCCACAUAAUAAAUGAAAGCUUGUCUUCUGGCACUGUUCCCCCUCUUUGUAAAUCAGCUGUCAUCAAACCAUUGCUUAAGAAGCCUUGUCUGGAUUAAAAUAAUUUAAAAAAUUAUAGACCGGUAUCUAACUUAUCAUUUUUAUCUAAAGUUAUUGAAAAACUAGUUCAAAAACUACUUUUUGCUUAUUUAAUUGACCACUCCCAUUUCAGUUCUAAUCAGUCGGCCUAUAGACAUUUCCACAGCACAAAGACGGCCCUCUUGAGAGUGACCAAUGACCUCUUGCUCGUUAUGGACAGUGGUGAUAUCUCCAUCCUGAUCCUCUUAGACCUCAGUGCGGCCUUUGACACUGUUGAUCAUGUAACCCUUUUCAAAACCCUUGGACAUUUCUUUGGAAUUUCUGGUUCAGUUUUGGCUUGGUUUAGGUCCUACCUCUCUGAUAGAUUGCAGGUGGUCUCUGUCGAUGGCUGUCUCUCAGGCAGUGCUGAUUUGGUGUACGGAGUGCCACAGGGGUCCGUUUUUAGGCCCGGUUCUGUUCACAAUGUAUACCAGACCACGGCUCCUCUUGAUUGGGAGGCAUGCUGUUGAGAGCCAGUAAUUUGCAAAUGACACGCAGCUAUACACGCAUACCCACCCCUCUCUUGUCGAUUCCGCUGUCCAGACUUUGCGGGGGUGCAUUGAUGAUGUCAAGUCAUGGAUGACACUCAGCAAGUUAAAGCUUAAUGAUGACAAAACGGAAACAUUCCUCAUUCACAAUCACACAUCAUCCUCUACCUCAACUCUUCCCACCUCAUUUAUUUUACUAGGAAUCUUGGUUAUAUUCUUUCAAACAACUUGUCUCUCGAUAACAUAUCUCUCACAUUUGUCGUUCGGCAUACACCGCUAUCGUCAGAUCAGUUCCAUCCGCCAAUACCUCACAGUUAGCGCAACAAAAACCAUAGUCUGUGAUCUUGUUCUCUUUGUCUUGACUAUUGCAACUCUCUUCUGUCAGGUUCACCAAAACACUGCAUAGAAAAACUGCAGAAAUGCAAAACUCAGCUGCUAGGCUAGUUCUAAAGACAAAAAAAACGUGAUCACAUCACUCCACUACUCAACUUCCUUUAUUGGCUCCCUAUAAAGACACGCAUUGACUACAAGUUUUCUGUUCUCUGUCACAACUAUUUCUCGGACUCCUGCCCUUCCUAUCUAACCAAACUUCUUUCUGUCUAUUCACCCCUUCGACAGCUUCGCUCCUCCGCAGAUCCGCGUAUUCUGUCCAUUCCCAAGACACACACUAAAAUAUAUGGUGAACGAUAUUUCUCUUUCUGCGCCCCCAAACAAUGGAAUUCUUUGCCACUACACAUCCGCAAAAUACCAACCACCCAGGCCUUCAAAACUGCACUCAAAACGCAUCUCUAUAAACUAUACUACCCUGACUGAUUCCCCUCCUUUGACCGAAAAAUGAUCUUGUUGGCUGCCGUCCAUGGUUUGCCUUGUAAAAGUCCUGGGAUUCAUGCUGUUCUUUAUUUCAUAAUUGUAUUUGAUGUUAAUGUCAUGAUUAUGCCUCCUUUGAUAAUAUUUUUAUGUACAGCACGGAGAGCCCAGCCCUAGGCUGGGGUACCGCGAUAUAAAAGACCACUAAUUAUUAGUAUUAUUAUUAUUAUUUCAAUAGGACAUCCAGGGGUCACUUUUUCUUUUUAUGCUGGUGUGGCAUUUUUGGACAACGGCAGAGUUUGAAUUGUGAAAGGGGGGACGGCAAAAAUAUUUGGCCACUUAUGGCAGCUAUGCAACUAGGCAGUGUAUCUAUCGAUCGUAGAUAGAUUAAUCGAGACGUAGGGUGGUAAUCGACGGCGUCGAUGAAUCUUGAUCGGUGGAGGGGUUUUGGGGAGCUUUCUCACCAGAAAAUUGUUGAUUAUUUCAAAAUAUGGAGGUGUAUUUUAAGUAUACUUGAAUUCGAUGUUUCUGUUAUACUUUUUGAACAGGGAAGAACAUUUUUAAAGUUUUGCGGGAGGCAUUAUUUAGCCCAGUGCCAAAUAUAAACUGAAUUCACUCCGUUUGUGGCAUGACACAGGAUAAUCAUUAGGGAUUUGCUUAUAAUCAACCCCAUAGUGUACCAUUGAUCAGCGUGAUGGAAGGGGUGCAUAAUUAAAGGGGCUAAAUACAGUCAGGCAAACUCAAAAUGAAGGGGUUCAUUAUUUUGGCGUAUAUUUGAAUUUGAUGUUCCUUUCAGACAAUUUUGAGGUGGCAUUUCAAACAUCUGGGUGGUAAAUGGCAAAAUUAGCAAUAAUAAUGAACAAAGACAUUUUAAAUUCCGCACCCGCGGGACGUAAACUAAAUUCAUUCCAGGUGUGGCACCCUUGGGGGUAAGCUUUUGCCCUAGAUUAUUCUCGACCCUUAAAUCUUUAUAGUCCCCACAAAUUUUUGAUAAAUUAAAAAUACAAGAACGCAAUUUAUCAGAUAUCUGAAUAUAGUUUUGCAACAUUCUACAAUUAAUUGGAGAGCGACGGAAGAGAUCAUUACUUAAAAAUGUUGACUUAACAUUAUAACCCUAGUGUGCGCACAGCAGCUUCUACAACUGCACGGUGCCUCUGAGAUUGUAGGGGAUUCAAAAUGUGAUGAGGAUAUUUUCUUAAUUAUCAUCUUUCAGUGCAGAUUUUUUUUUGGGGGGGGGGGCAAAACGUAAAGUGAUUGACCUGCUUGUAUUAUGCACACACAAAAAUUAUAUAACUAAAAACAGUAAUGUGCCUUUAUUUAUAUUUCCCUUAUAUAGGGGGAUGGCUAUUUAUUAAUAUAUGAAUUUUAAAAAAAUAACAAUUCAAUUAGAAAAGAGUUCCAUCCCUAAAAAGCACUGCAAACAUAACUUAAUAUGCUGCACGCAAACGUAAAAAAAACAUACUACCUUUUCUAAAUAAUUUUAAAUUUUACAAUAGUCAAACAGGAAAAAAAACUGUUAAUUAGAAAUUGCUAUACAUUUGUAUGGGUUUAGAAAACUGAUCAUUUUUAUAAAUAGUAUAUGAACGGCCUCACUAAUUUAAGAAAACAUUAAUUCUUUACAUAAGCCAUUAUAUAUUCACUAAUGUGUGAUUUUAUCUAAGGGAAAUCGUAUGCAAAUAAAGUAUACAUUUCCCAAUAUUCAGUUGAUUGAAAAGUUUAUUUGGAAUUUCAAAUUACUAUAACUUUCUUCAGAUAAAUUAAAAAUUGCCUCUUCCCUAUACUUAAGAAUAUUUUAAACUAAAUAUACUGAAUCUAUUUUAAAUUGACCAUUUAGGAAUAAGAAUGUUGUAUAAAACUGGGACCAAAAAUAGGAAUUGGCAUGAUAAUCGAAAAGCUAGUUCACACAAAAAAAAAUUCUUAGCUUUCUACUGGAUUCUCAUCUAAAAUAAAAUUAAUAAUGUAUAAAAUGAGUGCUAAUAGAUGGGGAAGUUUGUUUAUUAUUAUGAUAUUAAAUUUUUUAAAGAGAAAAGCAGUUGGGACGUUAAUAAUAAUAAAUAUAGGCUAAGUAUUAUUUUUUUAAUCUGUUUUUCAGGAAACUUUGAAACAAAGGUAGCACAUUUAAAGAAAACAAAAACACUUUCCAUUUAAUAAUAAUUGAUGAAACGUGCACUAUUUGUAUGCGCCCAUUAAAUUAUAAAAUUAGAAGAAGAAAAAGCUUGAUGUCAUCUUACAAUGUAUAAUUAACACCUAUCCCUACUUUAAAAGUUCUGGUUUUACGAUGAUCUAUAAUUUGAAAACAGAUUGCACAUGUUGAAUACUUGACUAACUAUUUUUUAAAUUGUAGACCUUUAUAUGUAUGUAAAUGUAUUUUAAUAGAGUGUUAUUAAAGAGUUUAAACUUGUGAAGUUUCAAAAAAUAAAUCAAUAAAAAUAGCGAUAUAUGUGAAAAACAGGAAGUAAGACUGAAGCAGCCAGUAUGAUACUUAAAACCGAAUGCUCUAACAACGUUAGCCUUUAAUAUACGCAUCAUUAAAUAUAUCGGGCCUAGCAAUAUUUUAUUACUUCCACUAAUUGUACUCGGUUAAAGGAACCAGUUUAUAUUAUUUUUUAAAGUGUUUAAAACUGUCAUUUAGUCAUUGCUAAUAAAAAAAAAUCAUUAUAUUGAUGUACACAUUUUGCUGGGGGGGGGGGCACUUUACUUUACCCCGGAGGAGGGGAGUGCCCUACCAGAGAGAUGGCUGAAAGAAGCCCUGCACUGCUACGUUAGUGAGGAGUGACGGUACACGCGCUUGCUCAACAUUUCCAAGGUGCUAUUUAAAUCUGUACCCAAUCUUCUCCCUGUUUCACCAAUAGGACAAAACCAAAAUCUUAACCAAACAAUCACAUAGAUCUAAAUCAUAUUUUUUUUAAUAAAAAACAUUUAAUUAAAAAUUUUUUUUAAAAAAUAAAUAUUAAUUUCAUCGACCUGUUUUUAUGCGUUGUAACUAAAAAAUAAUCAGAAUAAAAAUUGGCACCGAUUUGUUAGAAUUUUUUGCAUUAUAUGUUUAUAGGAUAUAACGCCACAUUAGAAGUCCAUGUUCCCCACCGGCCUCCAGCAGCGGAUGCAUUAGCACCAAUUUUCUCCUUCAGCAGUCGGCUUGUCAUUAUCAAUUACGGAUUUUCUUUAAUUUUAUUCAGUGACAAAAUAUCUGAACUUAUUUUAUUGAUAUCAUUUUAUGUUAACUAAAGCCUGACACCUUCAAAAAACAUGAAAUAGAAAAUUAAAACACUAACAACAAAAAUUAAAAGGCAAGAAAUAGCAUGGAUAUCGUAUGAAAUAGUGCACUAGGUUGACUCAUCACAAAUACCAUGGAUAUCGUAUGAAAUAUUGUUCACGUAACAUGUUAAUAUUGUCUCGUGGCUCUGAAAGAUACAACAUGUUGCAAAAAUUAAAACUUUACUUUUCGGGAGGUCAAGAAAAUAACCUUCAUAGGUAUUGCUUGCGUACCCCAUGGCGUCUUCACUGGUUGUCAAUACUACUAUACAUCUCGCAUUAACAAAACACAACAUAUGCUCAUUAAACUGCCAAUUAAAAAUAUUUUUUUAUUGCUAUAAUAAUAUAGUUCAGGAGCAUUAAAAAUGUGCGGUUGUGGGCCUUGGGAGGGGGGGAGAGGUGCGGGAGAAAAAAAUUGGGAUUUUAUAAAGUGCGUUACUUGUAUGCAUGUUUUGGUUUUCAGCCACACCCACAUUUCUCGAUAUUACAUUUUAGAAAGGUUGUUUAAUUUAAAAUUUAAAUUUUUAACCCUACUUUAUGAUCAUUUAAUGGUACUUGCCUCUAAUUAGGUUUUGUCCCUUGGACAAAGUCUAGAUUUGCCCGAGAAACAUAUGGAAUUCCCAUGAAUCAUUUUGGUUUUUGCUAUAAUUUAUUGUUCUUCCAUAAAAAUGUUCUUGAAUGAACGUUGCAGUUAAAAACUAUCAGAAAAACCCAAUAAGGUAAAUGUAUACAUUUACACUGAUCAUGAUAAAAACUAUUUUUUACACUUGUAAAUAUUAAGUAGACCAAACUUUAACAUUUUAUUCGUUCUUCGGGUCCUUUCCAAUAUGUCUGACGUGAAUUUUAUUCUUGUGAUUCUGUCCAUCAUUUCUCUUUAUAUAGUUUAUGUUUAAAAAUACUUUUUUUUAUCCUCAGACGAAAUUUUCCAGGGGCUAUAACUCUUGACACUUUCCCGUUUCUCUGGCAUGCCAUGAAAAAAGCUGGGUACCUGACGUCAUGGGCCAAUGCCGCCCCAAACUCGGCACCCCUCAACUACAGAAUGAUGGGGUUCCUCGAGCCGCCCACGGAUUUCUACACGAGACCGUUCUAUCUGGCCCUACAGAAUCACACCGUGGCGUACCCCAAGUAUUGCAUUGGCUCACAGUCGUUCAGUCAAGUCUGGCUCAACUACUUCCGAGACAUCUUCGUCAUGUACAGAAACAAACGCAAGUUUCUUUUUCACUUCCUGGUUGACAUGAGUCAUGAUGACAAUAACCUCAUAACAAAAGUAAGUUCUGAGUGUUUGUGUUUUUGUCUGUGCUUGAAACUAAUUUCUCAGCAUCCAUGUUUCUACAUUGUUUUCACUACUAUAGAGAAUAACUUCAAAAUUGUUGAGUUUAUUUUUUUGUAUAUUCUGAUUUCUCAGCGACAUUUAAAAAACACUAACGUUGCGAUCUAUCGGAUAUACAGUGACACAUACCAAGAUUUUCUCAUAUGUUUUUAUCAAACUAGAGUCAAAUGAGUCUCUUGGAAGUUUUUUAAAACUUUAUAUUAAAUUCGCUUUUGUUCGUGCGUUUCUGGCUUGCAACAUAUUGGGACGGAUAAUUUAUCCACUUCCCGUCAUCUAAUCAAGCUGCAACUUGCCACAUACACUUGUUGACGAUGACAACACAAUUUUUCAAAUUUUUAACCCUAAUCUAACUACAAAAAUCAGUUUUACCUAUUUUCAAUAGAAAUAGAUGAAAUAAAAAUGAUGACGCUGAACUCACGAAAUAAAAUUUCCAAUAACUGCGCUAAAUUGAAGGCUUAUAAGAUAUUCUAGAAGGUCCAAUUCAGCUAUGAAUUUCAAAACAAAUACUAAACAGGCCAUGACUAUGUGAAAUUCAAUAUUAGUUGUAUUUAGGUGUCUUCUAAGCCGUGGUAUUUCUUUUAGAAGUUAAUCUUCUGACAACUCAUUUAAGGAAGGGGUUAAUUUUAGAACGGACAUCAAUAACUCUUCUUAACUUGUUGAUAAUAGAUCCUUGUGACAGCGCUUCUCGCGCAGGAACAAUCUUCAGGGGGCUUAGGUUGGUCAACACUUUAUCGUAAGUAAAGCCUUCAGUCUGCUACCUUCCUCAAGUAGAUCAGCCCAAAGGUAAAAGUAGCAGAUAAACGUGAAACCACAGUCAGCGUGUCAAAUAAUGUUUGCUGUAGGACAAUAGUUUACAAAUGUCAAGGGGCGGUGCUAGUGAUGAAGCGGCGAAAAUAUGAAUUUUUAUUUCUGGGUUUUUAUAUAUUUGGUUUCAAAAAACCUUUUUAAACAUUUAAAUUAAUUUAAAGUAGAUAUUAGAAAUGUUUGUAAAAUAUUAUUUUGUUAACUCUAUUAAUGGGUAAAAGUCUGUUGUUGUUUUUUUUUUAAUGAUUCGAUUCAUGUGCUUAUAUUCCUCGAACACAUCUUAAUUGAUAUCCCAUAAAAGCUUUAUUUCUCAGAAUUUAUAGAAAUAUAGCAUUGUGUGCUUUGUUAAUUUGCAAUUCAUUAUAUGGGGCACCUCCAUGAGAUUGUGACAACUGGUGCGGUCCGUUCACCCAAUGGCUCCAUCUCACAUAUUGUAACGAUUUUGUAUGAACAACUUUGUUUUUAGUUGUUGUUUAUUAGUUGUUUUUUAAUCUCCCGCCAAUUCAAACUACCAUUUACAAUCAUUAAGGUCUGGUGGGUGUUAAUUGUAUAGAUACCUUACGCGAUGACAUAGGGGAAACUACAAGUAUGUUGGGUUUUGAAGUCCUCUGAUUAAUGAAGGGUUUUUAUCCUAGGAGGGUCCAGUAUUUGUCAGAGUGGAAUUCAGAAAAUGUUUUUAAAUAUAUCAAUAUUGCAUGCCAUUUUUUUCUUUUAAAAAUCUGUCAAUGUAUAACGAUAUUUUUUUAAUUAUUUUUUUAAAAAUAAUUUCUUAAUAAAAGUGUUGAAUAAUUAACAAGAAGAUAAUAAGAGAAUGUUCAUCAACUUAUGUUUAUAUUACAGAUGGACGACGAUACUAGAGAUCUGAUAAAGUUUCUUAAUGAAGAAGAUUAUCUCAACAAUACACUUCUGAUUCUGAUGGGCGAUCACGGGGCAAGGUACAGCGCGGUUCGUUCGACCUGGUCAGGAAAACUGGAGGAGCGAUUGCCCUACUUUUCAUUUCUGUUUCCCAAAUGGUUUCAAGACAAAUAUCCUGAAGCUAUCAAUAACCUGCGGACGAACACCAAACGCCUGACGACACCCUUCGAUAUUAACGAGACGUUCAAAGAUUUUUUGAACUUCAAUGGCACGGGACGCGGGAGUCUUUUUAACAGGGGGAUCAGUCUAUUUAAGGAGAUCCCUCUGGAGCGAAGAUGUGAACACGCAGGCAUUGCACCCCAUUGGUGUGCAUGUCUUGCGUGGCGCAAAGUUUCAGUACACGAGACAGGAGCGAGCCACGCUUUGCAGACGACUUUGCACACCCUAAACAAGUUCACAGCGGCUUACCGAUUGUACUGUGCCUUGCUGUAUGUCGCCAACGUGACAGCUGUCACAAAACUUGAGACCAGGAAAGAGGUCCUCAAAUUCUCCAAGACCGAUGCCGACGGCGGGAUCUACAAAAUUGAUUUCGAGGACGAGCACCAGAGUGGGGUCGCUUUGUACCAGCUGACCUUUCACACGAUGCCGGGGGGUGGUCACUUCGAGGCCACCGUAACGCACGAUGUGAGCAAGAAAUCAUUCACUGUUAGUGAGAAAGAAAUAAGCCGAAUAAAUAAAUAUGGUAACGAUCCCGCAUGCAUUUUGGAUAAAAACCGACAGAUACGGCAAUAUUGCUAUUGUAAAAAGAAUUUAAUGUCUUAAUGUUACAAAAAUGUUUUAAAGUCGUUAUUGUUUGUACAAUAUGACAUAUUAUGUUAAAGAGUUUUUCAAUCACAUUCAUCUCAAAAGAAGCAUCGUAGAGAAGCCGCGGGUGCAUUGUAACAAAUUCUAUCUUUAAAGUAACCCCAUAAAACGAUAAAUUAUCGAGUACAAGCUGCCAGUAAUUUAUCAUAAAUACUUGGAAUAAGCUUUUAUUUUCAGGAUACUGUUAAUGAUAAGUAAUCGUUAUUUUUUAAAUGAUCGUGUGAAGUGCAGUGUAAAUGACGAACAUAUCGAGUAAAUCCUAAGUGAUCUUAAAAGCACCACUUGUUUUUAAAACUAUGCCAUCAAUUCCAUGAAGUAGGUUUAAACAACAAAUACAUUGAGAAGUAUGCAAUAAAAUAAGAAAUGUUUAAAGCAAAUUACAAAAUUUAUUCCUAUCUUCGGAAUUAAAAAAUAAGUCCAGUCAAAAUCAGCCUAAGUCUUGAUCAGUGAUCUCAACUUGUCUGUACAAUACCGCCAUCUCAACUUGUCUGUACAAUACACCAUGCUUUGAACAUGUAACUAAAAAGAGAACGAAAAAAAAACAUUAUCACACAAUUUAAUAGGCCACAAUGUUGUUCAACUAACACUUACUUAUGUUUAUGUAUAAAUAAAAUGAACUGUUAAAAUUGUUUAUAUAUUUAAACUUCACUAGAAUAACGGCUGCCAACAUCAUGAGACUUACGGGCUCUACAUGCACUUUGCAGGGGUUUCUGCUAAUCCCUUCCUCAUAACACAACUAAACGCCAAAUAUUCAUAAAACAUCCCAUAGAAAGUGAAAAUAAAAAGGUCCCUAGGAGUGGGGGUCAAAAUGUUUGGGAACCGCUGCACUAGAGCAUUAGCCAACAGAAUAUUCCACAUUGAAAGCUAUUGCAUUGGAAAUGUGAAUAGUGAAUACAGAAAUUUUUACAUUGGAUACUCAAUUUUAAUAAGUUGAGCUGACGUGAUAAAUAAGAGUUACUAGGUAAACUGAACAAGCUUUCUCCACAAAGAAAAAAGUUCUUGGGCUAACCUUUGUUAACAAAAAGUUGAUCAUUCCAACAUUACAUCGUAAAGAUCACAUAUUAGUUGAUUUGUCUUUGUCAUCUCAUCAGGAAC